Pelobates cultripes (western spadefoot toad) is the source of this 72361-nucleotide messenger RNA. The record is from the annotation of a GenBank genome assembly. Lineage: Eukaryota; Metazoa; Chordata; Amphibia; Anura; Pelobatidae.
AUGCACGUGGUCCCCUCCAUGUUGGGUAAGUUGUAGCAGAGUUCCUCCUCCCGGGUGGCCUCCUGUCUUGUUGGGCCAUAGUAGCCUCUCGGUUGUGGACCAGGAUCACCCCCGCCAGUCCGGGGGUGGGGGGGAUAACGGGGCUGUAACGGACCGUUUUGCACAAAAGGGGUAAAAACCGUUUAGGCGAUCGGCCCCCUUUCCAGAGAUACAGGCACAGCUACUGCAGAACAACAAACUCCUGAACUGGAUACAAAAUAGCACUUCAACUCCCGAACUGGAACCUCCCAAAUAGCUGUUAGCAGACGAACAGGAAAAGCAGACAAUCAGCUUACACUCCUGGCAAUCAGUCUCUAACAGCAUACAGUGAAUCCCCCCAAGAACGAGACAAGGCUCCGUGUUGAGGGGCAAGCAGUGGUCUGAGGUGCUGGCACACCCAGCCUGGUUUUUAUUACAGUCUUGCAAAUACAGGACCGCCCACAGGGAGGUAUAAAACAACCAAUCACAUCACAGUUACAUCCCACAUAUUCCCUCCCCUUAUCCUGAGAGGAAACUCAAUUACACAUACAGUUAAAACAUACUUUCUACCCAACUUUCAUAACUCUAAAACCAUACAUCACAUUCACAUAAAAUUACAUAUUCACAAUCAAUCCAUUCAGGGGAGCAACAUAUUCAAAAAUGGCACAAAUCAGACAAGGGGUUCAAAAGUUAGUAAAAAGUCCUUUGUGACUAAAUGAAGCAUGGCUUUCUGGCCCAAACCAGUUUCAGAGUCUUCUAUCCUGGAGAUAAGUAAUUCAAUUAUCUCCCAGGAUAGACACAAGACUCCAUUAAGCACAUGGUUGCAAAAAGACACAAAACACUUUAAAAUACAUAAAGUCACAUUUAUUACAUAAAACACAGACAUGUAACAUAUCCCCAGAUAGCUCAGGUCUGAGCGCACAUUAUUAAGUGAAUGGCGCUCAGACCACACGAAUACAGUUUAAUCGCCAUGGAGCCAAAGUAUUUACAGUCAGUUUCAUACGAAUGGGCUCCAUGGGAUUCCUAUCUGGGGUAUAACACAUUCAAUCAAAUCUACUGAACCCCAGGCAGAAAAGCACGAAUACAGCUUUUCUGCAGGCAAAAAUAAAGUCUUUUAAAAGGGGGCCAUAGUCCAAAGGCAGCAGGCGAGCAACCAGGCUUCUCCAAUGCAAUGUGGCGAGAUUGGUCUCGUCACAGGGGCUUUAUCAGGAUAGUUGCUUCAGACUACUUCCCUGUAAGGGGAUCAGCCUCCUCCCCUGCUUAGUGCACUCUAGGGCGCAUCAGUCACGCUGGGGUGGUCAAGCUCCCGGUAAGUCACUAGUCGCUGUUUGGCUUUUCGGGUAGGUUAUGAAGUUAACCCCUCUUGGAGUUUGGCUGUUUCGAGCAAGAAAGAUAAAAAAAAAACAGCAGUUUUUGUCAGAACAGCGGCGGAGCUCUUUCUGAAUGAGUUUCUCCACCAUGACAGCCAGCCCCCUCCCCCCCCCUCAAAAUACAGAUUUUAAGUAACCUUGUAAAAAAAUUUAACUCUCUCUCUCUCUCUCUCUCUCUCUCUCUCUCUAUAUAUAUAUAUAUAUAUAUAUAUAUAUAUAUAUAUAUAUAUAUAUAUAUAUAUAUAUAUAUUUAUUAGUGAGCGGAAUGGUUGUUGAAGGAAGAUAUAUCAGGCCUGCUUUACUAAACAGCAGCCAGAGAGUUUUUAGUUAAAUGUCCCAGGGAGAGACAUUAAGUUUGCAAUAUACAUUGCUGAUACUAUGCAAAACACGGUAUGGGUCCCUGGGGUGGAGCAUUUGGAGAGCAGGGUGGGCCAGUGCUCCAAUAGCACUAGUUGCUAUAUAACAGCACGACCAGAUCUUGUAUAUACCUUAGGAGUUCCAGAGAUGUGAAUUAAUUGAUCCUCACCUGUAACUGGUCAAUUGGCAGGCAGGCUUUUAAAAUAAGGGAUCAGCCUGCUGCAGAGUGAGGGAGAAAGAGCCAGAGGAAUGGUGUAUUUUGCAGCUAUAUUUUGCUAUUGUAAAUUGUAAAUUGGUAAGUGGGAAAGCCACCCAAUUCCAGUUAGUGAUUAUUGUGUUUAGUAAGUGCUCAAACAAGAGCAAGGAAUUUUGUUUUGUUUAUUUUAUUUUUACACACCUGUAUAUUUUGCACCAAUUAAAUCAGAAAAACUGAGCUGGAUGUGUCCUGGACUUUGAUUACCCUAGAAGGCUGUGGUUACCAUAAGAUCUGUGACAAAAUCCUACCGGUAAAAGAGGUGGUUUGUUACAAUAUAUAUAUAUAUAUAUAUAUAGAAAAAAACAAAAGCUUUGCACUCCUACUUACAAAAAUGUAGAACCCCGGUGCUAGAUUGCACUAGACAUGCAGAACAGAAUAAAAUCAGCACUCCCAGGAUUUUUAAAUAAAGCUUAUUUUUACUCCAAAUAUCGACGUUUCAGUUCCUACCAGGAACUUUCAUCAGGAUAACAACUAUAUAGCACUUCUGCUAUAUAGGUACAAUUUUAACUCUAGUUGUCUCCUUUUUAAUUAUUGACAGUAAGUUUUAAAGGGACAGUUGUAUAUUUUGGGAUAAACAUAUCAAACACACUUAUUUAAACUCAACAAGAGUUUCGAAAACUUGUCUGUAUCCAUCAAAGUUAUACACAGAAAUGCUGUUAUAAUUUUAUGUUUCUUUCUUAAAGGAACCCUUUUGGGUCAGAAACACAAACAUGUAGUGUUAACAACACUAUCUAGCCCCCCUAGAUAAAGUAAAAUCUUACCUUUGUUUCAGUCUGCUGGUGCUGGCUCCUCUCUUGAUGUGCCUCCUUGGUUGACAUCAUCAGAAGUGAUGAACUCAGCCAAUCACAAUGCUUUCCCAUUCUGAUGAUCUUGGCUAAGGAGGCGGGCCUGGGGCCAGAGCCAAAUGCCACCCUGACCAAUCAGCAUCUCUUCAUAGAGAUGCGUUGAAUCAGUGUCUCCAUACAGAGGGUACGACAUUAAACAUUAAGCUGUAGUUGUUCUGGUGAUUAUCGUGUUCCCUCAACCCCUUAAAAGGACAUUAUAGUCACCAAAACAACUUUAAGUUGAAGCAGUUUUUGUGUGUAGAUCAUGCAUCUGAAGUUUCACUGCCCAAAGCACUGCCAUGUGGGCAUUAAAUCACUUUUGUUUCUGUUUAUUCAGCCCUAGCCACAUCUCUCCUGGCUAUGACUGACACCGCCUGCAUGAAAACAAAACGGUUUCAUUUUCAAUUAGAUGUAACUUAACUUUAAACAUUUUUAUCUCCUGCUCUGUAAAUCGAACUUUUAGUUACAUACAGGAGUCUCCUGAAGGAUGUAUAUUAUCGAACUAUUAACAGAGCAGGAAAUAAGAAAUUCUAAAUUAAACCGAAUUUGCAAUAAAUCCCUCCCUCACCACUCACUUUGGACCAGCGGGAUAUAUCCCGGUCACCACUAGCAUCCUGAUAAAAUCACCUUACCGAGAACUCCAGCUUACUGGAGUUCGGGAGUUGAGGCCUAGCAACCAAUAUGUUUUUUUGUUUUUUUUUUUAUCAGCUACAAUUAAUUUUCACUGGUUCAACUCCAGAAUUGGUAUUUCCCUUGUUUUACUCAAAAGAGAAAGGAAUAUAUGUUUGUUCUUUCCACAGGUUGCAAUCACAUUUUCUCUUGUAGUGUAAUCUGAACCAGAUAAGUGAGGUAUAUAGCAAUAUGGACUCUGUAAUUGUGUGAUGUACUAUGAUUUUCAUUCUUCUGUUAGAUGAGGUGUGUUGACUAAUGAUAGGUUGAUUGGAUGUUAGUUUUAUGUCCCUUCUAGUUGAGGAAUGUUAGUGUCUCAUCUUGAUGAGGUGUGUGAUGCUCUGAUCUGUCCUGUUAGAUAAAGGAAGUGGAUCUUGGUCUAGGGAUUUAACUUGUAGGCGUGUAGCCCAGGUAGAUUAGCUGCUUUUUGGUUUUACUCUGACAGAUGAGGAGUGCAGAUGUCUGCUUCGUGUUUAUAAGUUAUGUUGGUGUCUAGCCCAAAUAGAUGAAUUGUGAUUUUCUAUCUUUGGUACACAUAGUAUGUUUAAAUUUGACCUUUCCUGGUUACUUCUUUUAAUUCCAGAUGGAGAGGAAUUCGAGCUUUCUGAAGAUCUUAAAAGGACAAAUGAUCACUCACAAUCCGGUAUGAAUAAACAUUUGCAACUGGCUGUGGGGGUUUGCUGCUUUUAUUGUCUAUAGUUAGCGUGAGGUGGAUUGCUAGUUAUUUGAAAUAUUUAUCAAUAAAAUAAAUACAGAAGUAACAGAAGGCUAGGUCUGCUUCAUGUUGUCUCUGUCUGGUGCAUGGUAUGUCAUGUUUACCUUACUAUACAUGAAUUUAAAGAGAACCUAUUCAUAUUCCUUUACAGUUAAUUGUAUUCUAUUAUAACUGCUUAUCCCCUACUUCAGACUCUGAUACAACUCCUCAUUGUUAUCACCAUGAUUAAAUCUUAGUUCUUUGGGAAGUGAACUAUUUUUGUAAAUUGAUGCCGAGUAGUGUGCCUUGUGUUUUCCAAGUAGUGUCUGAUUCUGAAUAAGUGACCACAGGGAAAUCUUCAACCUGGGGUACUAUGUAUAUUUUAUUUGAUUAAAGGAACACUAAAGUCACCUAAAUUACUUUAGCUAUAUAAAGCAGUUUUAGUGUAUAGAUCAUUCCCCUGCAAUUUCACUGCUCAAUUCACUGUCAUUUAGGAGUUAAAUCACUUUGUUUCUGUUUAUGCAGCACUAGCCACACCUCCCCUGGCUAUGAUUGGCAGAGCCUGCAUGAAAAAAAAAAACUGGUUUCACUUUCAAACAGAUGUAAUUUACCUUAAAUAAUUGUAUCUCAAUCUCUAAAUUGAACUUUAAUCACAUACAGGGGCUCUUGUAGGGUCUAGCAAACUAUUAACAUAGCAGGGGAUGAGAAAAUCUUAAUUAAACAGAACUUGCAAUAAUGAAAGCCUAAAUAGGGCUCUCUUUACAGGAAGUGUUUAUGGAAGGCUGUACAAGUCACAUGCAGAGAGGUGUGACUAGGGUUCAUAAACAAAGGGAUUUAAUUCCUAAAUGGCAGAGGAUUGAGCAGUGAGGCUGCAGGGGCAUGUUCUAUACACCAAAACUGCUUCAUUAAGCUAAAGUUGUUCAAGUGACUAUAGUGUCCCUUUAAAAGCACUGGAAAUUGGAUUUUUAAAAAUCCUGCCUUUUGUCAUGAACAAUAUGUAGCACAGUGUUGAUUAACUUGGUCUCGGGAUUCUGAUGUAACUCUACCCUUUUCUAUAUAUUUUUUUAUCUUUCCGCAGAUGACUCUGUAAUUAAUUAUUCAGAUUACUACCAAGGACUAUGGAAUUGCACAAGUGACAACGGUGAUGAGCUUUCAUUCCAGCGUGGUGAUAUUAUUCGCAUCCUCAGCAAGGUGAAAUGUUGUGCGGAAGGCAAGACUUGGGCACUGGGGUAGGAGGCGAGAUAAGACAGCAGAUGUAGAUCAGAAUUGCUCUGAGAAUGGGACUAUAUAUGACAGUCUGAAGUGAAAAUCUUAGUAUCUCCACUCAGAGUUUGGGAGAAAGAGGAAAGCUAAUUAACUGAAAGCAGCAAUUUUUGAAACUCUUGUUGAGUUUAAAUAAGUGUGUUUGAUAUGUUUAUCCCAAAAUAUACAACUGUCCCUUUAAAACUUACUGUCAAUAAUUAAAAAGGAGACAACUAGAGUUAAAAUUGUACCUAAAUAGCAGAGGUGCGCAGAUUUUGAAGAACUACCUUUCUCCUGAUGCAUUGUCUGUUAACUUUAGAAAGGCAAAUUAUCAUGAAUAAUAACGUCCCUGCAGUCUCACUGAACGAUUUUUUACCAUUUAGAAGGUUACAGCAUAGAAUAGGUGCUCUCUAGACAUGCAGAGUUAAUAGUUCUCUAACAUAGACUAUGGAGAUUAAUAAUAGGACUAGGCAGGGGUGUUUUCUCGCAUUUGUGUUUUGUAUCGUCACUGGAACUAUUAUUAAAUGCAAUUUGAAAUAAUUAUGAUAUAACAAUCUAUAUGGAGAGUGACUUAUAGCACAAAGUCUGCAUAUGUGGACUGCAUUGUAUCAUUGAUCAACCAUGUAUUUCCCUUCCAAACCUCAUGGCUGAGUUCAAAGAUGGCAUUCUUGCUAAUCUCGAACUUAGACUACUUUUCCAAAUAGACCAUUUAUUGUCAGUACGAAUCAUAAUAGUGCUAGCCUACAAAUCUCAAUCCAGGCAAAAUUUUCCAAUGUCACUGUCACACCUCCCUUCCUUUUUAUAAACCUUCUAACGAUUCUUUAUCUGGACUCGCCUGCUUUUGUUGCUUUUCCCCUACCACUCUUUUACCAACUAGUUGCAUUUUAUGUACCUGAUGAUUACAGGCAGGCAGCAUAGCCCUAAAUAAAUAUUCUGCUGUAGUGCUUAUGGUGCCACAAUUAGAAGUCAAACCAUUUUGGUCCAACAGAAGCUGGGUAUUACUGUUUAGAGCAAAGCAUAGCCACAAUUGUUCGGUUGAUGCGCUCAGUCAAUGAUCAUGGUCCUGUAUUGGCUCACUUUGCUUUAUAGACCAAUCUUGCUGGAGAAGAUCUUAUGCAGUGAGUGGACCAUGGAUGUUUUGUGGGAGUCAAGUAAGUUGUCAAUCCAUGCUAAAAUGGUUUGAUUUCUUACCGUGGAGUGGGGCCAGGGUACUCCUGACACCAUAAUCACUACAGUAGGCUAUCUGUGUUUUCCUUUUGCUUGUUUCAGAACAUUUCUUGAUUAUUACUCUUUACUAUUCUGCUUUAUAUUGGAAAAUUGUCAAACUUACACUAAUUGGUAAAGUAGUUUUACCAUGUUUCAAAAAUGGGUUUCCCAUUUCUAAGGUACCACUGCUUUAACCAGCCAAUAUAUAUCCGGCUCUUACUGUAACUAUUCACCUGUAUAUAACCAGACUCUUACUGUAAUAAUUGUACCGGAUUAUAAUCACCCUCUUAAUGCAGUCAAUGUACUGGUAUGUAGCCAGACUCCUAAUGUUAUUACCAUACCAGUAUACAAUGGCCUCAUACUGUCAUUAUUAACCCUGUUCUAUAUGGCCUUGUAUAUCUGGUGUCUCCACCCAUAGCAGAUCCAUUUUACAGGAAGUCUUCAUUGCUUCUUUUCUAAAUAUUCCAUACCUACUAUUGAUAGCAAAAGUGCAUGCAGCUUGAUUUAUUUUUAGAUAAAUCAUCAGGCGCUCUGAUCACCAUGACAACUAUUCAUGGACAACUCCACAUAAUUCAGACACCUGUGGCCAUAUCAUACACCAACAGGUCCUGCCUGUAACGGACCGUUUUGCUCAUCAGAGGUUAAAAACCGUUUAGGCGAUAUUCCCCUUUCCAGAUACACCGACAGCUACUGUAAGCACCGAUCUCCCAAACUGGAAACAUAUGAACACUGGAAAUAUCCGAACAGGAAAACCAUACGAAAGGGUUACACUCCUGGCAGUCAGCAUACAAUCCAAUUCCCCCAAUAUCGAGACGACACUUCGUUUGAGGGUCAUGCAGAAUCUGACUGUACUGGCACAUACAGCCUCUUUUAUUCCCAAUCCACAAACAUAGUACUGCCCACAGGGGAACAACCAAUCAAUCCGUACAAUAUACACAGACACUCCCACACAAAAUCCUCCCCUCUGCCUGUGAUAUGAUUACUGAACACAAUAGGUGAUAUAAUUAUCACAGGCAGAGGAAUACAAUUUUUCCACAUUAUUCAUAACUUUGAAAGUAUGCAUCACAUUCACAUUUUCUGAAUCAGCAUACUCCAAAUACAAACAUAUGUCAAAAUCAUCCAAAUUGGUCCAUUGGUUCAAAAGAUAGAUCGAAGUCCUUUGUGACCAAAUGAAGCAUGGCUUUUCUGCCCAAAACCAGUUCCACAGAGUCUUCUAUCCUGGAGAUAAUUGAGAAGUAAUCCAAUUAUCUCCAAGGACAGAGACAAAACUCCAUUAAGCACCUGGCAGUAAAAAGCCAGUAAAAUACAAUAAAAUACACAAGGUUACCUUUAUUACAUAAAAUACAGACAUUCUACCUAUCCCCAGAUAGCUUAGAUCUGAGUGCACAUUAUUACCGAAUGGCGCUCAGAUCACAUACAUACAGUUCAAUCGCCAUGGAGCCAAAGUCUUUCAUACAGUCUUUCAGUAUACGGCUGGGCUCCAUGGCAUAGCUAUCUGGGGUAGCAUGGCUUUAACAGUCCGCAGAAAGGCACAAACCAGCCUUUCUGCAGGGUAAAAGAACAGGGGCCAUAGUCUAAAGGGAGCUGGCGCGCAACCAGGCUUCUCCAGUGCACAGUGGCGAGGUUGGUUCCGCCACACUGCCACUUUCUUCAUAUCUCAUUUCCACGUUUAGAUCCUUCUCCCUGCUUUAGCCCCUUAAGGGCCAAGCUUCUGGAAUAAAAGGGAAUCAUGACAUGUCACACAUGUCAUGUGUCCUUAAGGGGUUAAACAAAUCUUCCCAGUUAACAUCCCACAGCCCAUUUUGGAGGUCUGUUAAUGCUCCAGACCCACUCUGUUAUGUGUUAUGGUUUCCCCAUUCACAGGAGAGAAAAGAGAAGUGGUCUGUGGUUUAAAUAAACAAAUGAGACAGCAUUGAUCUUUAAGUUAGCCAGUCACUGAAGGUGAAAAGGACCCUGUCACCAUUUUGUCAAACACACAAGAGAAUGUGACUUAUUCUGUGGUUUAGGCAGACACAGAGGAGAAAAGUGAUAUGCAGAUUAUCCAGGCAAGGAAAGAGAAACAGACCUGUUCGACAAAUUUGCCAGACUCCUACGAAAGAGAGAACGCUUAUGGAUUAAUUUAUAUAAUCCCAAAGUAUUCUGAUUAUAGAAAUAAUAGCCUGCUUUAAGUGUCGAGUGACAACCCAUGGGGAAAUUCUAGCUUUUUUUUUUUUUUUCAAGUUUUAUUUAUUCCUUUUUUAUUUUAUUUAUUUUUUAGCUUGUCUAUGAUAGGAAGCUGGUAUGGGGGCAAUUGAUAACUAACAUGAUUACAAGCUGCCAAAUACAUGUCUAUGUCUAGCUAAUAGACUUUUAGAUACAGCAUCCAAGCUUGUUUGAUGUACUGUAGCCACUGAAGGAUUUUUAAGAGUCCAUAUGAAGGUCAGUUUAAAAAUUUAAAUAAAUUCCAGUACAUAAUAAUCAGCAAGACUAAGAUCUUUUUUUAUAAUGAAUAGGUGGAUUAAAGUAUAUACAUUAGUUAAAGUGGAUCUGUCACCGUCUAGGGACUUUGCAUAAAGACCCAGGAUGGUGACAUCAUUGCUGGUGGACUGGGUGGGGGUGCAGGAAAAAGUGAGCUUUACUUGUUCCUUGUUGGCACCACCAUUGCCUUCUGUCUGUGUGCUCCUAGUCUGCUACUGGCGAUUUAACUGCCGGUAGCCAACAUCACUGUUGCACUGUCGCUCUUGUGCAAGUGUACAGCAUUGAGUGCUAUAGAGGAUUUUGCGAGACUGCAGUAUCCUCCAUAGAGAUAAUUUCCCUGCGGCCAUCACUCUUAUCGGCUGGGGGAAAUGAGAAGCUUGGCAGCAGUAGCUCCACCCCAUGUCAAGCUUUAUCAGGCUUAGGAAAAAUUUAUUCCAGCACAGUCAAUAGGAGUAUUGAAUAAAGAUUCUAUCUUUAUAGAUUGUGGCAGUAACACUUUAAUCAUUGUAAUGUAAUGAUGAUAUUUGCAAAAAACAAAAAAAACUCUGCCAGUACCCAGAUCGCCCACCUUGCCCAAUUAAGAAAACCUCAAUUUUAGUGGUUAAAACAGUCCAAACAUUUUGCAUCCCAGUCCAAAGUUGUAUUUGAACUAAGAUGUUAUACGGUCACAUUAACUUACAUCAAAGCUAAAACAGUGAUAACGAGGUUGUUGAUAUCAUAUUGUUGAGUAGAAGCCUAGUGAAGUGUGGAAAUGUGCAGAAAUAAUAUAGAGAAAUUACCCCCUGUCCCCUCUCUCAGCCCCUAACUCCCCUACUACACAUCCCUCCAACUGCAGCCCUAACCACACUUUUACACCCCAUACACUUCUACAGCCCCGAUUCCCUUACUACAGUCCCACAUCAUCCCCACUACAGCUGCUCUCCCCCAAUUGCAGCCCAUAUCACCCACCUUUCCCAAAUUGUAGCCACCAACCUUCUUCAGUCCCUAUCCCCUUACUACAUUUCCUAACUCCCCAAUUACAUACACUCCACUGUAGCCUCUAAUCCUCAACUACACCCCUUGGUCCUACAUAAAGUGUCCGAAUGAAAUCCCAGGUGAUGGUGAUUACCAUCACACUGUUAAACCAGCAAUGUUUGUGCAGCUGCAGGGUUAAGGAGACACCCUGCACUCAGACCACUUCAAAGAGAUGAAGUGGUUUUUGUGCCUAUAGUGUCCCAUUAAAGGUCUAUUCUAAGCAUCAUAAGGAUUUCAGUAUGUAAUUGUUCUAGUACAAGGUUUUUUUGGAUGCAGUCACUCCAAAUUUUGUCAAAAUGUGUCAAACAAGUGGGAUGAUCUUGAAAGGCUGCAAGCAAAGAACGAAGCUUCCUGCAGUAUACAUAUCCAAUGAAUGUGAUCUACAUUUGUACAGAUAAUGAGAAAAUUGAACUUCCUCAUUGUCACCAUGGCAGCAGAGUGUUUGAAAAACUCUGGCAUUCCUAGAACCAAACAAUGAAAUACCUUCAAGUGCCCACUGACCACGUGUACAAACAAUUGUCCCAACUAACAAAAACAAAAGGUGUAUGUAAAUAAAGGUUGUAUCUUUGGUUACCUGAUAAUAAUGCCCAGGUCCUCCACAAAUGGCACAUUGGCCAAAUGCAAGUUGUACAGACUUUGUAUCAGCUAUUAUUACUCAAUUAACCAUGAGCCUGUUCAAAACAAGGUGUAGCAUGCCAUGGGAUGGCUUGUAGCAUAGCAUUUUCAGACUCGGUAUAGCAUUAUUUUUUAGUUUGUAUUUUUAUUGUACAGUUACAAAAUGUACAGCCAAAUGCUUUAGUAGUAGAAGUAGCCAGAUGUCUACUCUAGUCUGCCCAUUUCCCCAUAUAUCUUAAAAUGGAGACUUGCAUAAUCUUUAUCACCUAUUCACCUUGGAGAUAUUUUGACAGUAUUAGUACCUCUACCCCAGCCAGAGAUCUAUAUAAAUGUGCUUAUACUGCCAUUUCUGUUAAUAUGGUCUGAUGCUUUUUUUCUGUAAUGUAAUCUUAUUUUUUUUAUAUUAGAUCAUUUAUCAUUAGAUCAUUUAUACUUUUCUCCCCAGCAGUUUAUAUUUUAAGGUAUUAUAGUCCUUUCCAAUGUGCUUGGUUAAGUAGAUGGACCAUAUUAGUAUCUGUGUUUGAAUAACUUUUAAUUUAUUUAUGUCCUUUGUAUCUAGAAUGCAUAUUAUUCCUAUUAUUUAUUUAUAAAAUGAAAAUUGCACCUCACUAUUGUAGAUCUGGAUUACAAAGCAAACAAAAGUAGAGUCGUCUGUUAAAAUACAACUUUAAUCCUGGGGAAGGGUAAAUGGAGAACAACUGGUGACCUAGAAUUGGGAAUGGCAGGCAGGUAUACAGUUUGGUAAAUGUAGAGUAGAUGGGUGGAAAUAAAAUGCGAAAUAGUCUAGACUCUAGAGCAUUGACAGAUCAUGGCAACCAGAUAUUUAUUUAAAUUGCUUUUAUAGUUAACCUAGCUGUUCAAAUUCAAAAAAAGCAACUUAUUGUUUUCUUUUUAAAGAGAACCAGAACUAUGUACAUUACAUUAACUAAUAAUUAUUAUUAUAUAGUAAAUAUUACUGCUCAAUGUCGGCCACUUCCGCACAGCAUCCUGCAGGGAGACAGCGUGGGAGGAGGCAGCCGCAGCGUGAGGGGAGAGGAGCAUGAAGAGCUCCAGACCCCUCACUCCCACAGCAGCAGCAGGACUCCAAGACACCCUCCUGGCACAUAAGGUAAGCUGACAGGAGGGUGGCUGGAGAUAUAAAUAAAAAAAAUCACGUGUGUGUGAGUGUGUCUGUAAAUGAGUGUACGUGUAUGUGUGUGAGUGAGGGUAUGAGUGUAAGUGUAUGUGUGUAUGAGUUUGAGCAUAUUAGUAUCAGUGUGUGUUUGUAUGUGUGUGUGUCAGGGUGUAUGUGUGUGCAGCUGUGUGUGUGUAUAUAUAUAUGUCAGUGUGCUUCUGAGUGUGUGUGUGUGCACACAUCUGUGUAUGUGCAUCUGUGUGUCAGGGUGUGUGUUUUUAUGUCAGUGUGUCAUGGUGUGGGCAUGUAUCAAUGUUUGUGUGUGUCAGAUUGCAUGUGUGUGUGUCUGUGUCGGUGUGUAUCUAUAUGCAGGGGAGGGCUGGCAGCCUUAGGCCUGGGGGGCAAAACCAGUCAAGUGGCCCAUUGCACCACCAAAUCAGUGCAAUAGUGCCCACCUUUUCCUGGUUUUAUAACGGAUAUUGAUGUUAUGCUAAUCAGUAGCUCUUUGCCAUACCUGCUCCUUCACGGCUCUGACUUUCAAUGUUGUCAGAGCGCAGGCUGAGAAUCUCUGAGCCUGUGCUCUGACUCACUAACUGAGCGCCGGAACCACGAGGGAGAGGCUAUAAUCUGACUGCACCUACUGCUGGUGCGCACCAGUGGACCACCAGCGAAUCGUUUAAAUUGAAUAGGCUGGUGUCCCCAACUUGUGAGCUGUGUUGUCCGCCGGGCGCCUCUGUUGUGAUGGCACCCUGCGUGACCGCACAGCGUGCACACCCCAACGGCUGGCCCUGCUGACACACACUGAUGUUACUACUUAGAAAUCCCUCAAUAUUAAUACAGACAUCAGAGUAAACACCAAUAAACUGUGGAAACAGAGCUGAUCCCACCCAAAUUUAUAAAGAUUUGCUUACUGGAUUUGUUGUAAGAUUAAAUCAUGCCUCCUCCAUUCUCUCUUCCAUGCGCUGCUCUGUAAGCUGGGAGGAAGUGAAGAGUAAUCACAAUCUCCCAGCACAGUGGCACCUGUGGCUGCAUGGGGAACAGCUAUAUUUGCCGCCCCCCAUGUGACAUCACAAUGCCCCACCUAUAUGAGCUGCCAUAUGAACCAACGCCAGUGCUGCCCACAGUGUGUGUUUACAUUAAAAAUCCUACAGGGACCGGCUAUAGACACCAGAACCACUUAAUUAAGUUCCAGUCGUUCUGGGGACUAUAGUGUCCCUUUAAUGUAAUGUAAAUUAUAGAUUAGUGUCACUAAUAAUAUACUAGAUUGCCUACUUACAACCAAAUGAGGAUGAUGAUGGGCUGCAGUUUGGCUCCACUGGUCUGGUGUAGAACAGGAUCUCUGGAGGCUGUUUGCAACUGUGGUCACAAAAUUCAAUGUUCUGGGAGAAUUGGAAGCAGCUCCAUUUUUUGGGGGCCCCUUACACAGCUCAAGGUCUGGGCCCCAGGGCCUGAUGGUGAGUAUGCCCACAAGGCCCACUCAUAAGUCCACUUAUAUGUUCCACCCACCCAUGAGUUCGCUCACAGGGAGUGGAGUGUGUAGGGGAUGUGUUAUGUGUUAUUGUAGAAGAUCUAAUAUGUGUGCUUAUGGUAUGUAGUGUAUAGGGAUACCAGUUUGUGCAGGUGAUGCAGUGUGUUUGUGUGUAGUGGAAGCAGUGUGUAUUAGUGUAUUAGGGAUGUAUUGUGUGUUUCUGGUUGUGUGUUAGUGAUGCAUUGUGUUUCUGUGUGUAUGUAAGAAAAGCAGUGUGUGUGUAAGUGUUUGCAUUAUGUGUUUCUGUGUAUGUGUGCAAAGGAUGCAUUGUCUUUGUGUGUAAGUGUUGCAGUCUGUGUGUGUAAUGGAUGCAUUGUGUGUUUCUCUGUGUGUAAGGGAAGCAUGUUGUGUUUCUGUGUGUGUAGGGAUGCAUUUUGUGUUUCUGUGUAUGUAUAGGGAUGCAUUGUGUGUGUGUGUGUGCGCGUAGUGUCCUCUCCUCCCUGUGUCCUCCUCACCUCCCCCUCCCUGUGUUCUCGUCACCACCCACCCUCCCUGUGUUCUUCUCAGUCCCCCCCUUCUCCUCAUCUCCCCUUCUCCUCACUCUUAAUCUCCCCCCCUCCUUGUGUUCUUCUUACUCCCCCCUUGUUCUUCAUGCCCCCCUUCUUCUUCUUACUCCCCCUCCUCCUCCUUCUGUUACUCCCCCCUCCUUCACUUACUCCCCCCUUCACUUACUCCCCCCAUCUUCACUUACUCCCCCAUCGGCGCAGCCUCCUUCGCCUCCCCCCACCUCUUUGCUUUCUCACAUCUUGCCUUACUUUCCCCAUCUUCCGCCUCCCCUUCAUUUACACCCCCCCAUCUUCGCACUCCCCUUUCUUCCCCGCUUGUACUUACUCCCCAAUCUUCGCCUCCCCAGCUUGCGCCCACCCCCAUCCUUUGUUUAAACCCCCCCUCCUUCAUUAGCAUCCCCAUCUUCGCCUCUCCCCUUCACUUCUCCCCAUCUUCCUUACUCCACCUCCUUCAUUUUACACCCCCCCUCUUCCUUACUCCCCCUCAGCUUCAUUUACGCCCCCCAUCUUCCUUGCCCCCCCUCACUUACUUCCUUACUUCGCCUCCCCCUUCCUUCACUUACACCCCCCAUCUUCACUUACUCCCUCCUCACUUACACACCCCAUCCUUCGACUACGUCCCCCCUCCUUGUUAACACCCCCCCAUCUUCACUUACUUCCCACCCCUUCAGCCUCCCCAUCUUCACUUACUCCUCCUCCUUCGAACACGCCCCCCCUCUUCACUUGCUCCCCCUCAUGGGUUGCACCCCCAUCUUUAACCUCACCCUCCUUCAUUAGCACUACCAUGGGUCACUUACUCUUGCCUUCACUUGGCUUAUACCCCUCCUUCAUUUACACCCCCCCUUUCGCCCGCUCCCCCCUCCUUCUUGUUUUACACCCCAUCUUCGCCUCCCCCCCCUCCUUGCUUGCUUCACCCUAGCUCCCCCUCCUUCACUUACUCCCUUCAUUCCUUACUCCCCCCCUCCUUCACACAGCACUCCCUCCCCUCUUCCUUGCUCCACCUCCCCUUGCUCCUCCUUCACUUCUCCCUCCUUCCACCUCCUCCCCAGCAACCUCCUCCCCCAUUCCUUACUCCUCCCCCCCUCCUCACCUCUCCCUUGCCCUCCCCUGUAGCGUGGCCGAGCUGCUUGCUGGUCCGCGGUGCCCAGCCGGACUGAUAGGAAGGCGCACGCUGAGUGUGCACUUCCUGUCAGUCCGGCCGGUUACAGGAAACAGAAACUCUGCGCGGAACAGGAGUUUCUGUUUCCUGUAACCAGAAUUUAGGGCGGCCUGGGAGGCAAUUGCCUCCCGGCCCAGCCCGCCCCUGUCUAUAUGUGUGUAUGUGUCGGUGUCUAAAUGAAUUUGUGUGUAUGUGUUGGUGUAUUUAUAUGUAUCUGUGCAUGAAUAUCUGUGUAAGUAUGUAUGUAUGUGCAUAAAUCCAAGCAGUCAAACACCAGCACAACAUAGAAGCACAUCCUGCAAUCUAACACAAAUAUUAUAUACAAACACACCCCUGCAUUAAAAAAAUAUAUAUAUCCAAACACAAAUACUUCACACAAAUGUACAUCCACAUUUAAAAGUGAACAUUACAUUCAGACACACCCCUGCAAUCAAACACAAACAUCACAUACAAACACACGCCUGUAUUAAAACACAAUAAAUGGAUACAAGCCCCCAUUUAAACACCAACACUGUACAUUUCAAUACAGCGCCAGUAAAUGCGGCAGUGCUGUACAGAUAUACAACCUAGAAGUUUUGACUUGGGAAAAAUACUGAAAUGUUUUUUGUUUUUUUUUAUAAUUCUUUAUUUUAGCAGUGCAUGGAAAAUAACAUAUGCAAGUAAUAAAAUGACAUUGAUUAAUAAUGCUAAAAAGUAAUACUCUAAAAUUUGACUUUAGGUCAGGUCAGGCACUGCUCCUUCGUCCAAUGUGGAGUUAGGAAAAACAAUGUCCCCCCCAAACCUCAAGUCAAUAAAGUCAUCAGGUUAUACUAAUAAAUAGGGGUAACCCUGAUAAAGUUAAUGAUAUAGCGUAAAAGAACUAAUUCUCAAACUACAGCACCCAAUUAGGUGGCCACCUAAUUGGGUGCUGUAGUUUGAGAAUUAGUUCUUUUACGCUAUAUCAAUGCUAAAAAGUAGUUUGCAUGUACAGAGCAUGGUGAGAGAGAUGCACCAUUUUUUAUUUUCUUUUGUGGUACAAGCAAUAGGCAAGAAAUCCUGACCUGGGCUAGACAUUGCACAAAAACAACAAUAUUAAACAUUUGGUUUGCAUGUCAGGCAGGCAGGGUACCCAUUGUGAUGAUAUAGUAUGCAAAACCAGGCAUAAAUGCCAAAUGAACUGAGGCCAUCGUUAGAGGGUUAUGUGGCAAUCUAGGGAGUGCUGUAAGUGUAGAUCUGUCCAGGUUAGGGAUAACACCUUACAGCCUGUGCUUAAAUUUAUGUGAAUCUUACAAUUUAGCUGGGUAGGAAUGAACGAGAACCGAGGUUAUCAUAUCAAAAAUAGCUACUAUUAAUCGAUUGUGAGCAGUUUGGUAGCUUUUAAAGGUGGUCGUGUAGCUUGAUGUGGGCUUAAGUAUAUGGGUGUGAGUGUCAAUAAUGAGUGUCCUCAUUAUUUUGAUCAGUCUCGCUUUUCGGGCCUGGGUUAUAGAUAAUAGUGGUGUUUCAGGUGUAACAGGGUUGAUGUUCCAGGAGGGAUAAGCCAAAUGACAAAUGAUUUAGGUAAACUAGAAAAAUGGUCAGAAUUGUGGCAAAUGGCAUUUAAUGUGGAUAAGUGCAAGAUAAUGCAUCUUGGAUGUAAAAACCCAAGGGCAGAGUACAGAAUAUUUGAUAGAGUCCUAAUCUCAACAUAUGAGGAAAGGGAUUUAGGGGUGAUUAUUUCUGAUGACUUAAAGGUAGGCAGACCAUGUAAUAGAGCAGCAGGAAAUGCUAGCAGAAUGCUUGGUUGUAUAGGGAGAGGUAUUAGCAGUAGAAAGCGGGAAGUGCUCAUGCCAUUGUACAGAACACUGGUGAGACCUCACUUGGAGUAUUGUACACAGUACUGGAGACCGUAUCUUCAGAAGGAUAUUGAUACCUUAGAGAGGGUUCAGAGAAGGGCUACUAAACUGGUUCAUGGAUUGCGGGAUAAAACUUACCAGGAAAGGUUAAAGGAUCUUAACAUGUAUAGCUUGGAGCAAAGACGAGACAAGGGGGAUAUGAUAGAAACAUUUAAAUAUAUAAAGGGAAUCAACAAAGUAAAGGAUGAGACUAUAUUUAAAAGAAGAAAAACUACCACAGCAAGAGGACAUAGUCUUAAAUUAGAGGGACAAAGGUUUAAAAAUAAUAUCAGGAAGUAUUACUUUACUGAGAGGGUAGUGGAUGCAUGGAAUAGCCUUCCAGCUGAAGUGGUAGAGGUUAACACAGUAAAGAAGUUUAAGCAUGCGUGGGAUAGGCAUAAGGCUAUCCUAACUAUAAGAUAAGGCUAGGGACUAAUGAAAGUAUUUAGAAAAUUGGGCAGACUAGAUGGGCCGAAUGGUUCUUAUCUGCCGUCACAUUCUAUGUUUCAGCAAAAGGAGUUUGGGCUGACUCUAGCUGUUAGUGCACCUAACCAGGGGGGCUGCGGGGGGGAGGGGAGAGGAGUCACGGUAGGUGUAAAGCACUACCUCUGUACCCCUAUCUUAUGGAGCAUUGCCCAUCCUUUCAAGGCCUCAUAUAGAGAAUCGUUAUUUUCCAGCUCCUACACAAGGAGGAUAGUUUGGUUGCGGUAACCUUGUCUAGCCAGAUGAACAAUAUAAGGUAAAGAAAACUGUUUAAAGGUGAAAUGGUGUGGAAUGGGUGCAGCCCAGUGCUGCCUGUUGCUUGUUGAGAUCUGAGCUUAGUCAUGUCCCAGUGCUCGUGGUCAUGCGGUCCCGUGGGGUAAAGGGGACUACUGUGGUUGGGUCCCAAGUGAGCGUUCUUCUACGAUCUCUUGACACCUCACCAAGGGCGGACAGUCCCAUUGCCCGCAACAGUGCAGGUGCCUCUUCAGCUGAGGUAAUCUUGGGGCCAGACCCAUUGUGGGUCACCGUGAGGGCUCGUGGAGUAACUCCUGCGUUUCUUAGUUGACUCAUAAUUGGGAGGAGCGUUUUGCGCCAUUGCAAGGUGGACCUCGACAGGUCUUGGUAGAAGGACAGGUCAGCACCCUCAAAUGUGUAAGGAUUUUGGUUUCGCAGGGCUGAGAGGAGUGCCUUUUUGUCUUGGGCCAGGGCGCAGCGAACUAUGAUGUCGCUCAAGGCAUUCGUUGGAGCCCUUGGUGAUUUUGGUAGGUGGAACAUGCAAUCAAAAGUGAGCAUUUUGGCUUGUGUCGGUGGCAGUAGUGAGGCCGCUAGUCGUCUCAAAUAGUGGGGCAUCUCUUCCAUAGUGACAGACUCUUAUCUUCAGGUUAUUAUGUCUGGAACGGUCCUCCAGCGUAGCAAGGUGUGUGGAGAAUGCUUGUUGUUUUUUGGACAUUUUGCAGGGAGUCUUUCACACAGGUCACUUCCCGCCUCACAUCUAUGAUGUCCUCUUCAGUGGCUCUCACCCUGUCUGUAACCACCUGUAACUCAGCCUGGAUGACUGCUAUGUCCAUGGGUCGCAUCUGAAUUCAGUUAAUAGAUUUUUUAUAUCCUGCUUAGUUGCGGGAGCUGAUAUAUCGGGGAAGCCUGCAGCUGUUUGCACUGGUGCUUGUGGCAGGGUGUGAGCAUGACGGCAGUCAGGUGUUUGCGUCUGAGGGUUCGCCAGGGCCUCCUGGUUCUCUAGGGCCGCCAUUUUGGGCAGGGCCUGGCUUUACAAUAGGGCCCCAAUGUCUUGGGAUUCGCUUGGCGUACCUGGCGGAGCUUUCUGUGACUGUCUCCCCAUGGUUGAGGGCUGAUCGGCAGGUAAGUUGUUUUCUGUGCUCCAGUCCGAAUUGCGCUGGAAGGGGAUGUGCGCCAGUAGAUCUUCCAGGCGUGUAGGGAGAUGGUAGGCCGCAGGCCUUUUCCGUCGCCGACUCUGUCCGAAAUUAGCAAAGAACGGCAUGUGCCGACACCGGGAGUCGCCGGGGUGUAGAUGCUUGUGUGGAUUUCGUUGGAUGGGUUGUGUAUCUUAAGAUAUUCAUCAGAUUGUAUAGAGCACCACCGGAGCUGCGGAAAAUGGCAUCUGCUUCAUUCCGCGGUUAAUCCCCGCCCCAAAAUACUGAAAUAUUAAGGGCGCCUUAAACCUAAAAAGUUUGGAAACCACUGUUAUAUAUAUUUUAUUAUAAUUCUAUUUUCAUCCCACUCGAGAAUUAAUGCCCCUUUUUCUACAAAACAAUACCUUAGCAACUGCUGAUUGACAUUGUCUAUAACAAUUCCCAAAUCCUUCUCAUGUGUUAUCCCUAAUUCAUUACCAUUUAGGGUGUAAGUUGCACCCAAACUUUGCAUUUAUCUACAUUAAAUUUAAUCUCCAAUCUAUUUAAAUCUCUCUGCAGUGACAUAAUAUCCUGCUCACAUUGUAUUACUUUACAGGGUUUUGUGUCUCCUGCAAACACUGAAAUAUGACUUACAAUACCUAUUUUAAGAUUACUUAUUAAUAUAUUAAAUAGCUAUUUUAGCAUUAAUUCUUGGGGACACUUUCCCAAGCAGGACAAGCCUCCUUCAUGACGUUGAUACACCGGCUUAGUUGACGUCCCUCCAUUCCUAAACCCUUUAGCCAGCACUAGCAGCGUUGGCAAUUGAGUUACCAUAGCAAGUUGAUUAUGGAUGGAGAGUGUCUGUCACAAGUUGAGAGACAAAUGGGAGUAAACCCUACUUUUAAAUAGUUUUUCUUCAAAUCUAAAAAAUUGCUAGGCUUGACUAGGCUGGAUAGUUUCUGUGAAAAUGAGUCUCUUCUUUCUAUGUCUUGUCUUGGAAGCAACAUGGGAUUAUUUAAAUAAAGUGUUGAAUCAUUGGGGGAAGGUAACUGAACUAAAUCUAAUCCAAUACCCUUAUAAACAGAGUUAUUGGCAAAGCAGAGAUUACAGUCACCUGUGUAUACAUAAUGCAGGAGGGCUGUAUAGUGUUAGUGUAAACUUUUUACCUGCUUCACAUUCACUGAGUUGCUAUCGACCUCAUUGAAAUCUAAACUCAUAAGCCGAAUUCAGGGCAAAUUGCUAUAUAUGGAUUCUAGUGGACAGAUGUCCAGAUUAAUUUCUUACAUUGAACUCUGUGAUGUGCUGUUGGACCCGGACUAGAUUAGUUUAAGGACGUGAAUGUGAAUUAUAUCUCAUGUCUGCUUUUGUCAUUUCUGAAUUUAGUGAAUAAAUCUCUUGUACGUCAUUAUUAUUUCCCUGUGUCUUCUAUCUGUUAGACUGUGCAUUAUUCACUCAUCCAGCUUAGAGUCCGAUCUUUUAAACAUGCAGUUAAUGAAUGACUUUAUGGUAGUGUCAAAUGACUUAUCUGGAGUCCAUAUAAACUAAGAUCUAUCCACUGUUUAGUUUGACCUGCACGUUGUUACCCAUCAAAAUAUUAAAUUGGAAUUGGCUGCCAUCCAUAAUCUUCGUGCCGUAAAGCCAUUCUGCUGUGUAAGUGAUUGAACAAACUGUUUUUUUCUUUUGAACUUUCCAUUACUGUUCUCUCUACUGUGAUGUAAGAUGCAGAAAAUACUCAAAACUACCGAUCUAUUCUUACAAAAUCAUGAAGCAAAUCCUUUGUGUAACACCUAACACCCACCAUUUUUUUUCCUGAAUGAAAUAGAAAUCAAAACCAACCAGGUUACAAAGGUGUUACCAGGCUGACUACUUACAUUUAAUCACUUGCAAUAGUGGAUGCCCACACUUUUUGCUGUGGCUGACUAAAUUAGCAUAUUUUAUUCCCUUGUGUUUGUGGGCAUUUUAAGGGGCAUUCUUAGCAACGUAACCACUACAGUAAAUCGCAGUUAGUAUGGUGUAUAGAGAUACUGGGUAUCAUUUUCCCAUCUUAUACCUGCUGCAUAUGCUCCAUGCCUCCCCUUCCUUUUUGCAUCUAAACUUUGCACGUCACCUCUCCUCCCCCAACUUUAGUAUUUCUGUUUUACCUCCUCUUCCCAGAAGUGUUUUCAUGGUUGAUGGGUUCUGUACUCAUAAUAUCAUACUUAUCAUAUAUCGUACGUACUUGAUGCAUUCUAGUUUUGCUGUAUGUUCAUUUAUUUUUAUUUAAUGGGUGCCAAAUGGAUGACUGGUGCUUUUUAGGUGAUACCUCUAUUCAGUAUGGAUGAUACUUGAAAUAGGCAAUGUAUGCAUUUUAAAGGCACAGUCACUUUUCUGGGAAUUACAUGGCUGAAUAAAGCAUUGGAAAUUACCUAUGUCUUCUGUUAACUUUUAUUCAUGCAAUGCUUUGUUUUAUUAUAAAAUUAUGUUUACAAUUUAGCAAAUGACACCACAUUCCAGUUAAGUCAAAGCAUGGACAGGGAAAACAGAGCAAAUAAAUAGAAGAAAGAGAAGCAUUGUUUUGUCUACCUUUUUCUAUCUAUGCAUUCUGUAUGGUGACUGCCAAGUGCAAAGGAUAAAGCUUAUAACAAGGAACCAAGAUGGAGGUGCCCAAUUUUAGAAUAGAGAGGUCUUGAUUUCCACCUUUGAAUUAAUUCUUCACACCUCACAAACACAUAUAAGUUAAACACAGGGAACAGAUAAACAUAAUAUUUAAAGUUCUGGCAGGUGAGAGUUCCUCUUUAAAAAUAAGAUUGUACACUUCGCCACUUGCCGAGCUCUGAGUCCGAGAGGACCCCCAGACGCACCACCAAGAGAUGUCAUAUGCUGCAUGGAGGUAUUUGCAGAUAAAGAAUCUGUGCUGCGGGCGGCCAGGGAGAAGGACGUUAUUCGCUACAGGCAAGCUGACCCACGGCUAUACCCCAACCUCUCCCAGGCUACAUUGCAGUACCGGAGACUGCUCAGGUCCCUAACCGUUGCCCUCCAGGCGUCAGGAACCAGGUACCGCUGGCUCCUUCCAUCUGGACUAUCUGUGACCACACCAGAAGGAUCUGUAGUGAUACGUACUCAGGCAGACUUUGUUAAUUUGGGGACUCUCAUUUCCAUCCCCCCUGUUGAACAUGAAAUGGCCUUACCCCUCAGACUUUUACUUGCCUGAAGCCAGGACGCCUCUGGCCUUACCCCACAGGGACCGACAACCCCGCCAAGCAACCACCCGAGCAGCUGGGGCCCCAUCAUAAACAGACACCCCCUGUGACGCUUCACCUGCAUGCCCUCACCCACCGCGAUGACCUCCUGGAGUACCGACUCUGACUAACCGUUGAUAAGUACAUGAAGAAGAUUAAAAAUAAGAAAAGGGCAUUUAAAUCAGACAACUUAUAGGCAUCGUAUUUAAGAUAUAAGGAAGCCAAUAACGCUUGCAAAAAGGCAGUGGCUAAACUAGAAAAUGAGAAAUUUAUAGCUAAAGAAUGCAAAACCAACCCCAAAAUUUUUUUCAAGUACAUCAAUUCUAAAAAAACAAAAAAUGAAAGUGUAGGUACACUUGAAACAGAGUUGGGUUUAUUAGCUAAUGAAGACCAGGAAAAAGCAGAAAUUUUAAAUAACUAUUUUUCUUCAGUAUAUAUUAAUGAGGAUCCUAUGGCAAGAGAUAUGCAAAUGAUUGCUGCAAAUAACUUGUGAUUGGAUAACUCGAGACAAGGUGCUACAGCUAUUAAGGAAAAUUAAUGUAAAUAAAGCGCCGGGGCCUGACGGUAUUCACCCACGAGUACUUAAGGAGCUAAGUGGGGAAAUAAGUGAACCUCUGUAUUUAAUUUUUCAAGAUUCUUUUGUUUCAGGUGUUGUACCGAAGGAUUGGAGGAAGGCAGAUGUUGUUUCUAUAUUUAAAAAGGGUUCAAAAUCCUUGCCUGGAAAUGAUAGACCUGUGAGCUUAGCUUCUGUAACUGGGAAAAUAUUUGAAGGGCUAUUAAGGGAUAAUAUUCAGGAAUUCAUUGGGAAGAACUUUGUUAUUAGCAAUAAUCAGCAUGGUUUUAUGAAACAUAGGUCAUGUCAAACUAAUCUAAUUGCAUUUUACAAAGAAGUAAGUAGAAGUAUAGAUCAGGGUGUUGCAGUGGAUGUGAUCUACUUGGAUUUUGCCAAGGCAUUUGAUACAGUUCCUCACAAUAGGUUAGUCUUCAAACUAAAAGAAAUUGGUCUAGAUGAAUAUUCUUGUUCUUGGGUAGAACAUUGGCUUAAGGAUAGAGUACAAUAAGUUAUAAUUAAUGGUAAAUUUUCAGGCUGGACAAAGUGGUAAGUGGUGUCCCUCAGGGUUCUGUUUUGGGACCACUUCUAUUUAACAUAUUUAUAAAUGAUCUUGAAAUAGGCAUUGAAAGCCAUGUAUCAGUGUUUGCAGAUGACAAAACUUUGUAAAGUAAUAAAAUGUGAGCAGGAUAUUGCUUUGCUGCAGAUAGAUUGGGGAACUGGGCACUAAAAUGGCAGAUGAAAUUUAAUAUAGAGAAAUGCAAAGUUAUGCACUUCGGGGUUAAGAAUGCACAAGCAACUUACACCCUAAAUGGUAGUGAAUUAGGGAUAACCACACACGAGAAGGAUUUUGGAAUUGUUAUAGACAACAAAUUAGGCAGCAAUAUGCAAUGUCAAUCUGCAGUUGCUAAGGCCAGUAAGAUUUUGUCAUGUACAAAUAGGGGCAUAAAUUCUCGGGAUGAAAAUAUAAUUUUGCCUCUUUAUAAAUCGCUGGUAAGACCACACCUUGAAUAUGCUGUGCAAUUUUGGGCGCCUGUUCUAAAGAAGGAUGAUAUGGCACUGCAGAGGGUCCAGAGACGAGCUACAAAAUUGAUAUAAGGAAUGGAGCAUUUUAGUUAUGAAGAAAGGCUAAAAAAAAAAAAAUUAAAUCUGUUUAGUUUGGAAAAACGGCGCCUGAGAGGGGAUAUGAUAACUUUAUACAAAUAUAUUCGGGGCCAGUACAAACCUUUUUCUGGAAAUCUAUUCAUAAACAGGGCUAUACAUAGGACACAAUGUCACACAUUUAGGCUGGAAGAAAGGAGAUUUCAUCUAAGGCAAAGAAAAGGUUUUUUUACAGUAAGAACAAUAAGGAUAUGGAAUUCUCUGCCUGAAGAGGUGGUUUUGUCACAGUCCAUACAGAUGUUUAAACUGAAAUUGGAUAAAUACUUACAAAAACAUAACAUACAGGAAUAUAAUUUCUAAUUAGUGGGGUAAUAGCUGCUUGAUCCAAGGAGACAUCUGACUGCUAUUUUGGGGUCAAGAAGGAAUUUUUUCCUAGUUUGUGGCAAAAUUGGAAACGCUUCAGACCAGGUUUUUUACCUUCUUUUGGAUCAACAGCAACAACAUUUGUGAGGAAGGCUGAACUUGAUGGAUGCAAGUCUCUUUUCAGCUAUGUAACUAUGUAAGAAGUGCGACCCCCACUCCCUUAACCCCUCUUCCCCAUCAGUUUCCUUGCCCCCUCUUUCCUCCCCGAAAUUUCCCUCUCCCUUCCCCCUCAUCUCCUCUCCCUUCCCCCUCCCCUCCCUGUCCUCCUACCUCCCCCCUCCUCUCCCUUCCCCCUCGUACCUCCUCCCCUUUUAAUUUAAGCUAUUUAUGCACAGUGGGCAGUUUAAUACAUUAAAAUUGAAGGAAAUUCAAACAAAACUGACCCUGACCCUAUAGUGUUAAACUAACUAUUUACCCCUCCCUGGCUCCCCUUUAAAGCUAGUAAAAACUCACACUGUGCAGAACUGCCCCAGGAAGCACCUCUAGUGGCCGUUUAAGGAGUGGCCACUGGAGGUUUCCCUAGGUUGUAAUGUAAAAACUGCCUUUUCUCUGAAAAAACAGUGCUUACUGCAAAAAGCCUACCUGGACUGACUAUAAUCACCUGAACAAUUACAUUAAGCUGUAGGUUUUCUGGUGACUAUAGUGUCCAUUUAGGCUUGUACAAUGAAAGCUGGGAUAGUGUGCAAGUAACUUUUCUUGACUUUUGAUAAUUUUGAACUGAAUAUUCUAAGCAGCCACCCCAGCUUGAUGUUCGUUAAAAGCCACAAACACACCAAGCAUCACAAAAUAAGACCGGAUUGAAUCUGACUCUCUGUGACCUGAAUUAAAUAAAUACUGUACUACUUUACGAUUUUCAGAAUACCAGAAUUUAUAGAAGCACUCUUGUUUGUGUUCAAAGUAAGUACUGAAGUGGAUGCAUAACCCAGUGUAAGUAACACAAUAUUAAGGGACACUAUAGUCAACAUAUAAAAGCAAAAAAGACAGGUCCCCCAGCCUUCUUUUUUGCUUUUAUAUGAACUUGCCAUAAAAAAAAAAAAUCUGAGUAAGUUUUAAUAAUAAAACUAACCUCCGUUCCAGCGCCGAGCUCCCCGCAAAAUGACAAAAUCGCAGGGCCCAAUAGGACGCUUCUCCUUGAGAAGCAUCAUCGCGAUGUGGUGCGCAUGCGCGGUUGUGGUGCGACUGACAGCUCAGCUCGCUUUCUAUACCCGCCCCCCUCCUCAGCCAAACUGUGUGUUUGCAUGUUUGCAUAGAAACACUAUAUAUAGAGAUCUCUCUAUAUAUAGUGUUUCUAUGCAAACACACAAGUAGUUAAAAAUUAAAGACAUACACACACACUCUUUCUCCAUCCUUAUCCAUCCAUCAUCCAUAUCCAUCCAUCCCCAUCAUCCAUAUCAUCAUCCAUCCCCAUCAUCCAUAUCCAUCCCCAUCAUCCAUAUCCAUCCCCACCAUCCAUGCCCAUCAUCCAUAUCCAUCCAGUUACCCACUCACACUCACUAAAUAAGUUUACUUACAGUUUGAAUCCUCCCCUCCUCCUCGGCCUCCGGUCUUCAGCUUGUCCGCUUAAGCCACUCCCACGCAGACAGGAUGUUCGUGCACAGUGCUGCCAGAGCUUCCCUGAGCUCUGCUGACUGCAGAUCUGAGUGGAUGGAGGCGUUUUAUGCCUCAAUCAACUCGGAAGUCCCUCUGGUGGCAGUUUGAGUGACUGCAACUGGAGGUGUCCCUAGCUUUGAAUGUAAACACUGUAUUUUCUCAGAAAAUACAGUGUUUACAUGAGAGAGGCUGCAGGGAGCUAUAGUUCUCACCUGAACAACCUCAUUAAGCUGAAGUUGUUCAGGUGACUAUAGUGUCCCUUUAAGGAAAGUCAAAUGAUGACUAUCGUUAAUGUAUGUUGACAACUGUUAAACAUGGUGGGAGAUUUGUAACAGCAUUGGCAGCCACCUCAUGGGAGCCAUUUUGUACAGUGAUUGUUUUGAUUGGCCAUGUAAUGACCAUGGACUAUGAGGUCAUUUUACAGGUUCACAAACACUGUUACUUUGUGAUGUUCACAUACCUUUGGAUUUACAGUGCUUACAUGCAUAUAACGAACAGUGAAAAUCAUUUGUGGUGUAGUAAACACCAAAAUAGAGUUAAAUGCCCUUCAUAGCCUCUCCAAUCACCAUAUCAUGUUACCACUGAAAGGUUAUGAACUAGACACCUUUCUUCUUGAACAGUGGUGCAAAAUCCCAUGAAAUGAUAUACUGGCAUUGAAUAAAAGAAUUUCAAGAUGGAUUGGUUCUUAGUGACCGUAGGCAUUACUAGUUCCUUACUAUUAAUAUAUAGUAUGGUGUUUUUGUUAAAUUAUCUACUGUCAAAGUAAAAACGAUUCCGUACAGCAUUGUACUAUAAGCAGGUGGGACUGGGCUGCGCUGACAUGUAUAGCCAUGUCCACAGUCCCACUGUUUCCCACUACAGGUGGGUGGAACUAUUCUUAUGGCACAGAUGGGGGGGCAGAGAUAGGAACACACAAGGGUUGAAGUGGUUGGACUGACUGACUGAGGGAGGUGAAAAACAUGAGCGUCGGGUGGCGAGAAAGAUGAGAAUAGGAAGAGCUUGGAGAGACACCAGGGAGUAGAGUUGGUUGUUGGGAGGAAACAUAUGUAAGAGGAAUAGACCCAUAAGGGGAGAGGCACAUAGGUGGGGAGAGAUGUGUGAGAGACAAGUGAGAGUGAGGCACAAAUAGAAGGGGAGAAAUAAAUGGGGAAAGAUGAGAGAGAUUGAAUUUGGGGAAAAAUAGCAUUGAGAGAGACGAUUGAAGGGCAGAAGAUGGAGUAUGGCAAAAGAGGGAACAGAAUGGAAAGUAAGAUACAAGUGGGGGAUAGAACAAUAAGCAAGAUACAAAUUCUGUUUUUCUAAUCAGAGUGUGUGGGCUUUGGAUUCCCACAGAAAUAGUUUUUUUUGUGUUUUUUGUUUGUUUGAGGGGUGUUUUUUUUUUUUUAUAAACUACUUGAAAAUAGUGUGACAAAAAAAACAGCUGAAAUAUGCAUUAAUAUCCUCCUUGCACGUUAACUAUUACAAUAAGCUGUGGGGGGCAAAUCUUCCCUGGGUGCCAAACACCCUAGUUACACCUCUGGUUCAGUGAAUGCUUUCUCACUCAGGCUUUUAUCAAGAAUUAAGAUGCAGAGACUGUAUUUUCUCUGAAGUGCAAGAUAAAGUGUAGAAAACCUGUUCAUUGGGCCCUGAUCUGGAAAAUAAGUUCCAAGAAAAGCCUGUUCUCUGAACUGGGAAGUAAAGUACAGGAGAGGCCUGCUCACUCAGCUGCAUCUUAAUUUCCUUCUCAAUCUUACCCCAAUUAAUUUUCACAAACUGAAUCUCAUGAUGCUACAGGCUUAAUAUGCUGCCCAGCAUACCAACCAUAAAACGGAAUAAAUAAAUAAAUAUAAUCUGCUAGUAUUAGGAAGGAUCCUUUGUAAUGUUUAUUAUGAAUUAUGUCAAGGAGAGGGUUAAUAUUACACACUGAGUGAAGGCUCAGGUCCAUACGAUCUCUCAGCUAUCAAUAUUAUUACCAUGCUCUUUAAGCUCCAUAUCCUUUCUGCCCAUGGUGGAGGGUUUGUGUUAAUUACUUGAAUGCUGCAGCAUUUCCUGUUUUAAUUGUGUUUAGCUGGAUGUGGAUAUGUCUACAUAAAAAUCAAAACAUGCAGAAAAGUUAAUUUCCUUGCUUGCCAUCAAUAAAAUAUAUAUAUUUGUAUGUUGGGGUGCAGAAGGUGUUUGCUGCCCCCUGGUGGACUUAUCAGAUCCAACUUUCUAUCCAGUUGUGUGUCCUCUGUCAUGGAGCACAGGAAGGUUGAUUUGUGUUAAUGAAGAGGUGCAGGAAUUGAGGCAUUGGUCCCCUACUGUGUUCUAGCACUCUGAGUCUGCAUGUGUGUGGUGACUCAGAAGGCAGAGCAGGGACAUUUGACCCCAUUUAUUAGCCUCACGAGGUGCUAUUGAGUUAAGAGGACUGAGGGUCAGCUGGAAGGCAGCGGUCACACGCCGGUCACAUUCAGCAGGUCAUUCCUUUUCCAAGACAGAAAGCAAUCGUCUAGAACAAGUAGUGGCAGCCUUAUUCCUGCCAGGUAAUUCUUAUAAAUGAGAGCAGACACCAAGUAAAGAUCAGGGAUGGAGGAGACUGUGUUAAUGUAGACACUUUUUGCAAAGCCAGUGUAAAAAAAAAAGAACAGGCCUUGUAAUAGGCAGAUUGAAAAAUAAAAUAAAUAUAUUGUGUGUGUAUAUAUAUAUAUAUAUAUAUAUAUAACAUAAUAAUUGGCAGCACACAGAGGACUUACAAAACAAGAGUCAUUACUAAUACAUGUCCAACACAAUGGAUGUUAAAACCAUAUAGGGUCAUUAUCAGGACAUGUAUUAGUAAAGACUUGUUUUGGAAGUCCUCUGAGUUAAUUAUGUUUAUUCAUAUUUGUGCAGGUUAGCAACUAGGCAUAUUGAAGAUUACAGAUAUUUGUUAUAUUAUUUAUUUUUAUUUGUGUGUCUAUAUAUAUAUAUAUAUAUAUAUGUGUUACAAACUAAGAAUGCAGUUGGUAAUAUAUUAUGCAAACUGUGUCAUAACACACAAUCACACUGUCACAAGACUAGCAGUAGCUAAAAAUGCUAGGCUUUGCAGCCACUUGCGUUCCCUGAACCAAACCUUUACUUUUGAUUCUUUUUUUUUCGCUCUUACCCCGUGCAAUUGUGAUUUUACUAGUUAACUGGGUUCACCUGAAGAGGCGUCCUUCUUGACUUACCUUUUUUGUUACAUGUGCCAUUGACUUGAAAGUUUACUGCACAUUAAGGUAUUCAUACAUUCUUUUUCAUUCAUUUGGAUUUUUUUUUUUUAUUAUUUUUUUUUUUAAACCAAGAUUCAUUGAUAUUUGCAUAUGUUGAAGUAUAGGACGCUUUAUUAACAUGCGUCAGUUAUUUAAUCUCUCCCAUGGGUCCUGCAGCCUCUUGUGUGCUUCCAGCGUGAGUUUCAAAUUACGAACCCCAGCUAUUCAUCCAUUUAGAUGUAGCAUGGAUGCAACUGAUAGGAUAAAUAAAGCAAAAUUAUUCUGGUAAAUAGAGUAUUUAUUGAUACAAAUCUAACUGUAUAUAGUGUUAGGCAAAUAGGUUUUGACUACUAUAUAUGAUAUAAAAUAUUAGACAUUCCACACAGGCACUGCCAGACCACUCUAGUAGACAUGACAGGAUGGCAAUUUGAUCAGUAACAGCUGUAUGUCAUCAGACGUGUUCCCUGGCACUGAACUAAUUAACAAAAGACUGCAUAUAGAACAGUGUAUUUAACAUAUCAGAAAAUACAGAAACUUCGAGGGUUCCCUAAUAAAGUAAAGAAGAGAAAUAGAGAAUACAAAAAACACCCAGCUUUCACCAAAAACGGUUUUCACCAAUAUCCAGACGCAAUAAACAAAAACACUUUUAUUAAAACUGGUUUGAUAAAGGCCUUAGGGGGCCAAAGCAUCACCCAUGUACUUGGCACCUUAAUAAAGGAUCUCUCGUCUUCAAGGUUUAUUCUGGACUGUUUGUUUUUGUCCCUAUUAAAGAGAAAAGAACAAAAUAAGAAACCACAACAAAGCAUUAGAAGCAUAAAGCACUUUGAAAUAUUCUUUAAGUUUUAUAUUAUAUUUUAGUAAUAUGUUUCAACUGGCCUGCCAUCUUUGAUAUGUGAAAUCAAGGCAUUUGUGUAUCCAUGCUCCUUAUUGACAUACAAGUAGUAAAGUAAGCUGCUCAUUUAAUAAGAAAAUGCACACAGUGAACAGCCAUGUAGGAAAAGGAGGCCAGGUGCAUUACUGUAUAUAUUAUGUUACAAGCUCAAGAAAACCGUAAAGAAAUUGUAAAUGUUAAAAUUUCUUAUUAACUGACAAUGUUAACAGAAAAUAUAGUGACAUGUUUGUUUUUUCUUGCAGUUUAUUCAUGUUUUUUUGUUUUUGGGUGAUAGGCAGAGAGUGUCAGAAACCUCAUUUUUAAUUAAUGAGGGGUAGAAAGGUUUAAGAUUUAUUAAGUAAAAGACUGUAAUACAGAGCUACCGACAUUCUGUGCUUUCUCAAGUCAUCCGUGUUUCUAACAAACUACUUAAAACUAACACAUUCUGCAAUGUGUAAGGCAGCUCAUUUUCCAGCCUAGACUCGGUCUCUUCGCACUUCUUUUACUAUAUCACUCAUAUUUCCUUGUCAUCUAUUACUUAAAUAUGUUCUUUGAAACACCUUACAUCUCUUCAGGGAAAACACACGAUUCCAUGAAAAUAAUUUAUUCUUUCCCCUGGGAAGUCGGUCUUGUUUGUACUUCUUUUUGCUUUUGCUUUUUUUGUAGUCUGCAAAUUGGUGUAGCCAUUUGUUCUUUGUGUUGCAGCUCAUCAAUACUACAUCUAUCAAAUAGCACUUGUCCUGUACAGAUCCCUGAGGAAUACACUAGUAAGGUUUACUUAUUUUGUAAGCACUUCAUAUACAAAUUGUAUCGAUCACUGAAGGAAGGCAUGUUUUUUAAUACUUAAAAACAAAUCUCCGUAGUUGGGGAGCAUUUGUAAAACUUGGAUGGUAUGGCAAACCAAAAGAUUUACAGGAUAGGUAUUCAUGUGCUGAGAACUGGAGGGGCACUUUAUCUCAGGACCUCUAAAGGUACCCAGAGCACUUUAUCUCAAUGACAUGGUUGACGCUGCAAGAGUCAUAGUGGCAGCAGCACAAAGGGAGUCUUGACGCUGGAGAAAAGGUAAGUAAAACCUUCAUUAAGCUCUAUUUUUAUUACAUGUGGGGCAGGGGGAGCCACUAGUCAAAAUAGGUACUAUAGCAUUAGGAAUAUUGGUUUAUAUUCCUAGUGUUAUAUAGUUACUGUAAAGAAACAUCUCAUUGAAGUGGUCAUGGUGAAGUGCCCCUGUCGUCCUAACUCUGCAGGUGAACACAAUGUGGUUUCAGAGAAAGUGCAAUGUUUGCAUUGCAUGGUUAAGGCAACCUCUAGUGGCUGCCUUCCAGACAGCCACUAGAGACACUUCCUUGAUUCUCAAGGAGUUUAACUCUGUGAAACAACAUCAUCAGAAUCCCCAUACGAAAGCAUUGAUGGGGCAGCUCUAAAGCUUGCCAUGCAUGUGCACUAUGAUCAUCAAUCCAUGAUGUUGCUGGAGGAGAGCGACCACACACUGAUCGACUUUGGCGCUGGAAAUAAGGUGAGUGUUAAAAGGGUUUUUAACCCUUUCAUGCGCACAGGGGUCUAAAGUAUUAGAGAUGGGUCAUACUAUAGCAUUAGGAAUACAGUUUUUUUUACUCCUAACGCUAUAGUAUUCCUUUAAGUACACCUGUAAAUCAGUAUAUAAAGUGUACAGAGCUUGUUCAACGCAUUAGUUGUUAGACCAAAUGUUAGAAUGGGGUCAAUUUGACCAUGGUAUGAUUUUUUUGGAGUGAGAUGUGUUAGUGUCAAAAACCUUCUGUAACUACCAUAGUCUCUAGAAACAUGUCUACAUGUGUAGUAUCACACAUAGCACGCCAUAAUAAUCUCACCCUCCCUCUUACCCACCUACCUUCCCAGAGUUCUGAUCGCCGUCUGGGGGUCUGCUUGGCAACCCUGGCAGUUCCCCUGCAGCCAAUCGCGGCUAUGUGAAACAUGUGAUUGCUGUGACAGCCUGUCACUGUGAUCAUUGUUACAAUGUCUCAGCCUAUGAUUUGUAACAUUGGCUGAGAUUUUGUGUCUGCCCCUUCUUCUUCUUCUUCACUUUGAUCUGAGGUGAGAGAGGCAGAGAGAUCAUUGCUAAACUGUGCUUAAAGUGUUCAAAAGUGUUAUAUAAAAAUUCUAAAUUGGUUUUAUUUAUUAUUAACCAUGUGAUCAGUCGUAUUGUAAUCAUUAGUACUAAUGAUUUUUUUUUUUAAUUUAUGUAAUUUUGUACCCUUUUUAUCAGCUACAAGUUUUUUUUUGUUUUUACCUCUUCCCUGCGGCCUGAUUACUCUACUGUACAUUAUCUGUGCUGUACGGUACUGUAUCAGUGAUCCGUGUGAUCCAAGGACUCUCUGACUAAGCAGGCAUUUCUAUGAAAUGAAAAAUAACCCUUUGUGUGCUGGUCACAGCUGUUGGUUCUGCGAUCAAAUAUUUUAUUUUAAUGUUUGCGUUUUCUGUCGGUGGAAGUAGGAUAUGGGGGUGGGUGAGGUAGUGGAUAUUUGGCAGGUAGGCAAAUAAAUUAAUCCCCCUAAGAUGGAACGCUAUUAUAUGGUAGAGGAGGCGUACACUAUUCUGGCAUGUUCAGAUAGUGACACUCUCGCAGACAGUAACACUGAAUGCCUCCAACAUUGAGAUUUGGCGAGUCCUGCAGUAAUGGUGCCCCACCACCAUCUGCAAGAAGGUGCUUAGGAUGUCUCGCAGUGCCAGAGGAAAGCUGGUUACCCCCAAACUUUACUGCCCAAGAAAUUCCCCUUUAACGGCUAUACCUGGCAUCACAACAGAUGUUUGUGAGCCAGAGAACUAUUUAAGGCUCUUUAUGUCAGACAGAAUAUUUGAGCUGAUGGUUGAACCAAUUUGUAUGCCAGCCAGUAUCUGUCUGCAAGUCCAGGAUCACACUACAGUAGAAAAAUUAUGUUGCAGAAAUGAAAACAUUGCGGGCACUAAACUUAGUAAUGGAUAUUGUGGAAAAGCCAAGUAUCAGGUCCUAUUGGCACAAACACGUAAUCCCAGUUACACCUCUUUUCGCAGGGGUUAUGAAGAGAGAUCAUUACAAGCAAAUGCUGUGAUUUCUCCAUUAUAACAAUAACUUACUGUGUCCCCCUAGAAACUACCCAUUGUUUCACAGGCUCUACAAAAUGUUGCCCCUUAUCUAACUCCUCUCUGACAAAUUUUCCUAAAAUUAUAUCCCAGACUAAAACAUUUGUAUUGACAAAUUUAAAGAUAGACUGCUUUUGAAACAGUUUAUCCCAUAAAGGCAGUCACCAUAUGGCAUCAAAUUUUAUAAUUUAUGUGAAUCCACUACUGGCUAUACAUGGGCAUUUUGGAUUCAUCAAUGGAUGGAUAGCCAUCUUGGCCCACCAGAAUGCCCUGCUUCUGUGGCACAAAUGGCAAGAUAGUUUGGGGGUCUUAUCUUUUCCUUGUUAGAUAGGGGUUAUUAUCUAUGCUCUGGAAGGGAAAGGGGUAAAAACUUACCUUUUUCCAGCGCUGGGCGGGGAGCUCUCUGCCUCCUCUCCUCCUCCGAUCCGCCCCGUCGGCUGAAUGCGCACGCGCUGCAAGAGCCGUGCGCACAUUCAGCCGGUCGCAUAGGAAAGCAUUCAUAAUGCUUUCCUAUGGACGCUUGCGUGCUCUCACUGUGAUUUUUACAGUGAGAAUCACGCAAGCGCCUCUAGCGGCUGUCAAUGAGACAGCCACUAGAGGAUUUGUAGGAAGGCUUAACCCAUUGAUAAACAUAGCAGUUUCUCUGAAACUGCUAUGUUUAUAAAAAAAAAAUGGGUUAACCCUAGAAGGACCUGGUACCCAGACCACUUCAUUAAGCUGAAGUGGUCUGGGUGCCUAGAGUGGUCCUUUAAGUCAUGAAGACAUAUAAGAUAGACUUGAAACUUUGUAUAAAACAAACAGCUGAGCUGAAAACAAGGCAACAAUGUAUAGCAAAGGAAAGUAUCAAAUGAACAAUGGAACCAUUCAUAAAUUGCAACAAAAUAAGUUCAAUAAAGAGAAAAGAAAUGUUGUAACAAGUCCCAGCAAACAGAUUCUUUAUGCAGGUAGUCUAUGAGAAUAGCAUGCAGACGAGACUACUAGCAUCCAAGCCUCCUAUUUAGGUGGAUCCUUGGUUUGUUGGUCUUGUCUUGGAGUACGGCUAUAGUCUGUAAAAAACAAAACAGAGAACAGUUAUCAAUAGGCUGAAUAAGCACCAGAUAACCUUAUGUUUUAGAAAAACAAACUACCACCAGCAGGCAAAACCCUUAACUUAAAGGAGGGUGGGACGGGCGCUAUUGCUAGGUGGUUAUGCUCAUCCCUAAGACAAAGAAAGUUUGCAGAUCAUAGAUUCCUGCAAACUCUGAUUUGUCCUCCGGGAGGCAUAACCACCUAGCAAAGCUUGUGGGUAGAAUAGCACACACCUGGUGGUGGUCCUAAGAAACUGAAGGCGUUCAACUUCUGACAACCAUCUAGCAGCUUUCAAGAUAGUAGGGAGAGGAAGGCCCUUUUCUGCUGCUUUAGUAGCCGAGGCUCCCCUAAUUGAAUGGCUUUUGAACACGGAAACAUCAAUACCUGCCGAAGACAUGGCGGGAAAGUAUCCAGCCUCUAAUUCUAUUAACCUUGCCUGGACGAAAGGGAUUCCUUGAUGUAAUGAAUAAUUGACUGAUAUUUCUAAAUACAGCAGAAAGCUGAAGGUAUUAUUGUAACAAACUGACUAAGCCUGGUUCGGAAGGAUCUUGAAAUCCAAAUCCAAUUCUACCGGACCAGGAGAAAAAUUGGAUGCUUUUUGUCUGCCUUUUAGUAUAAUAUGGGAACCUCCCGGGGUCCUGGACAUCCAAGGAUCUGAAAUAGGGAUUUGAGAUAACUCUGCUCCUCUAGCUGCCAGGACCAAGGACAGCAGAGAAGCCAAUUUAAUAGCAGUGCAUCUUAAAUCAAUUUUAGCAUUAUCCAAAGAAUUAAGGAAAUUUAAUCAGAUGUCUACAUCCCAAGUAGAUGUGUAGCGUGGGGUAUAUGGACGGCAGACGGAUAACCCUUUUAGUAAUCUCAAAUACAGGGCAUCCUGAGUAAGGUUGGGGAUCAGGAAGUUUAAAGCAGAUCCAUAGGUCUUGAUUGAACUGGCAGAUAAACCAGAAUAGAACUUAAGGGUAAGAAAUUCUAAAGUCAAUGGAACGGUAUCAGAUCCCUGUGUGUUAGACAGAAAAGAAACAUCCCAUUCUUUGAAUUCCUCGAUCAUCUUUCUAUAUCUUACCCUAGUUCUACGUCUUAAAGAUGAGUUAAUAAUAUCCAAGACCUGAUCCGAUAAAAGGGGAUGUGUUAACAGCCUACCAGGGCUGCGAUCCACAUCAGCUGCGGGAGCUUGAGCAGAAGAUCGCUGGUUCCCUGAAAGCAGUCCACUGUCAUGCACAAUGGGAUCUUGGUUCCAUUGACUAACUGAUGGAUCAACGGAUACCAGGGUCUCGAGGUCCAUACUGGAUAAACAAGAACUAAGCUCUGUACCCUGUCCCUGCGGAUCUUCUCCAGCACUUUCAUCAGUAAAGAUGGAGGGGGGAAAGCAUAAGGGGCUGGAACAUCUAUCCAUUGGAAAGACAUUGCAUCCAUUUUCCAAGCUCCCUUUGUCCAGGUCCGGGAGACGAACCUUGGAAUUUGUGCAGAUGUUUGGGAUGCAAACAGAUCUACCUGUCUCUGGUCAAAAUUGCUUUCUAUCCAUUGGAAUAGAGCAAUCUUUAAUUGAAUCGUUGCCAGGGACAAACUUUGGCGAGAGAGAGAGUCUGCAAGCUCGUUCGCCUCUCCCGGAACGUAUUCUGCAAAAACCUGAACAUUGCUUGCUAAAGCCCAAGACCAAAGAUCUAGAGCCUCUAAACCAGUGGUAGUCAACCUUUUUUUUACCUACUGCCCACUAAUGCAUCUUUCUUGAUGGAAAUAUUUCCUUACCGCCCACCAGUUUUCGCACAAGUGCAGAAUAUUUUUUAGAAAGGAGGGUGUUUUUAAAAAAAAUAAAUGUACGUACAUUUAUCUUUUUAUUUCUACUUAAUGCAUGUUUAUAAUAUUUUUAACUUUAUAAAGUUUAAUGAGAAAACAAUAAAGUAAACUGAAAUUACCUUUACUAGUGAUUAAUGAGAUCCUUGAGGUUGAUGCUGCGAGACUAAAUGUUUGAUAUCUGGUUCGAUUUUCGUAAGGAACAAACAAAGGUCUCCUCUUUCGGUGAUAUUCAGACUUCUUCUCUGUUUGCGCAUAAUAUGAUUUCUUAUCUGUGCAUCAGCUCAUCUCCUCCCCACCUUUUUUUUCCCCUUUUUUCUAUUUUUUUUUUUUUUUUUUUAUAAUUCUUUAUUUUUGUUGUGCUUAAGCUUAUAACAAUCGCUCUAAAGGUACCCCAAAGGCAAUCCUCCAGCGCAUUAAAACAAUCAAACAUAGAGGUACAUAAUAAAACAAGCACAUUUUUUAAAGUUAUACACAAUCUAGUUUUACGUUACUUAGGUAGUGUUAGGAUAUGACAGAACUUUGUUAGAAAGUUGACAAUCAGAUUUAAUAACUUGCUAAUGUUUCUUCAGGCUUAGACAUUUCUAUAGUAAGUUAAAAGUUAAACUGGCUUAAACUUGCGUUGUUUUAGUUUCGCUAUAAUAAGUAAUAUAAUAAGUGUUUCAGUCGUUCUCACUAACAUCGCAGCAGGUUAUAUCUCAGUAGGACAAACAGAGAGCGCGUUUACUCUACGCUGUUCUUUAUAAGCACUAUGUUAGGUUACACAUAUACACGUAGUAGUAUUUUAGGCAUUCUCGCUAACAUUGUAGCAGGUGAUCUCUCAGUAAAACAGAUAAAGAUCCCCUUUACUCUGAGCUGUACUUUAUAAACACUGUGCUUUGUUACAUAUAAAUCGCUUGCUUAGCUCCGACAGGUGAGAGGCUUGCGUUGCCCUAUCCAGUAACUGCACAUCUAAACAAUAAAAAGCAGCAGGAGGAGAGAGUGUGCAAUAAAAGGCUGCCCAAAAAUAUACAGGACUUGGUAGUGAGACCGAAAAAUAAUAGUGAAAAAAAGCAAAAUAAUGUUCCGAGGCACAAUUUACUGGCACAUAUAUAGCAUAGUUCCAGGUGAGUGUUGAGGCUCUCUGCCGAUGGCGUCUGUGAGCUUGCCUCAUUGCCUGGUGUGUCGGUGGUCAGACGAUUCCUAUACUGGGCAGGGAAGUGCUUGGCGUCUGAAGUGUCUGUACGGCUUCUGCAAGUCCGGCUCCCCCAGCGGCUCGGUGUGGCAUGUCUGUUGCCCUUGCCGCAGCGUGCUGCUCGGUUUCAGCCCUGGGUCGCCGCAUGGGAGCGUGUUGCUCUGUGGUGUUGUGUUUUGGCGUGGUGCCGGGGCCUUGGGGGUACCCGUCCCUCACCUUAUCCCGUUUGUGGAGGUGGGUGUGUAUGCCCGGGUCGGAGAGGUUCGCUUCUCGCCCUGUCGUGGGUCGAUGCCUGUGUGGCCGGACUGCCUCCCUGAAGGUCCGCAGUGGGUCUCCAUAUCGGCGUCGGCGGGUCUCCGGACGAAUCCACAAGGCUACCACCCGUGCUGCAUGAGGGUAGGGCACUCCCCUGUCGCACAGUAUCCUGCAGAAAGCCGAGCAGAGCCGGUCUAGGGCUAUCAGAGGAUGAGGGUGCUCCUGGGUGAUUUUGCUUGUUUUCUUUAGUUGUCGGUGGGCGGCCAUUUUGGGCACACUCUGUCUGGCUCGUGCCUUUGCCGCUGUCAAGGUUGUCUCCCUUGCUUUCUGCGUUAGCCUGCUUGUCUUGUGGGGACCGGGAUAUCCCCCACCGGUCCGGGGGGGGGGUAGGAGUUCAGUUGUGCUUUCUAGUGUAUCUGGAGUCGAAGAGAGCGGCCGCCUCUCCCCUGCUCCAACUCCUGCAGGCCUCAAUUUGCAUUGCGGUCUAUGUGCCCCUACAGGAUCCAAAAGGGUAUCCCCCGAUUCUUUGGAGCUCCCCCAACGUGGGUAGAGCACCCUGGUAGGUCUUUGGGCUACACAGCUGAUGCCUUGUUUGCCUCGCGGCUAAUAUGCCCCUGGACUGUCCCCUAGCACUCGCUGGUCCACUUGUCUCCUUACCUUCUUACUAGCAGGCAGAAGCUCCUGGUAUAUAGUCUGGGACAGAGAAAGGCUGUAUGUAGUGAGUGUAGAAGAAAGGGAACAUGCCACAGUGUUAGAGGACCAAAGUCAGCAUUACCUUAAAGGAUCACUAUAGGGUCAGGAACACAAACAUGAAUUCAUGACCCUAUAGUGUUAACACCACCAUCUAGCCCCCGUGGGCCCCUCAUGCCUCCAUAAAUAUUGCAAAAUCUUACUGUAUUCAAGCCAGAAGCUGUAACUCUGCAUGCUGUUAGAUUCAGAAAAACAAGCAGUCUGCUGACAUCAUUAGAAGUGGUGGCCUAAUCCAAUCACAGUGCUUCCCCAUAGGAUUGGCUGAGACUGACAAGGAGGCAGAUCAGGGCAGAGCCAGCAUGAUUCAAACACAGCCCUGGCCAAUCAGCAUCUCCUCAUAGAGAUGAAUUGAAACAAUGAAUCUCAAUGAGGAAAGUUCAGUGUCUGCAUGCAGAGGGAGGAGACACUGAAUGUUUGGAUGCAUUUUAUGCAGCCAUGACCCAGGAAGGAUCUCUAACAGUCAUCUAAGGAGUGGCCAGUGAAGUUAUCACUAGGCUGUAAUGUAAACACUGCAUUUUCUCUGAAAAGACAGUGUUUACCGCAAAAAGCCUGAAGGUAAUGAUUCUACUCACCAGAACAAAUUCAAUAAGCUGUAGUUGUUCUGGUGACUCUAGUGUCCCUUUAACUAUAUUCAUUGUCAGACAGUCCACACAAGUUUUGUUCCCAUACAUCCCUCUUAAGUUUCCAUACUUAAGUAAGAGUAUGUGAAAAGUAGUUAGGGUUGCCACCUUUCUUGUAAAAACAUACCGGCCUUGCUAAUUUGCAUAAUUAAAUAUGUAUGGGUGACAUCACAUGAUGUAAAUCACAAGGAGUGUCAUAAGAGAAAAUGCUGUAAAAUCACCAAAAAACUACUUAGUUUGAUUCUGCUGUAUAGAUGGACUCCUCCCAGUGGCCCCAUGUCUCCCAGUGCCCCCAUAUGUCGAUUACUCCAGGUCUCAGUGUUCCUAGGUAUCAGUGUCUCAGUGCCCCAUGUCUCCCAGUGUCCCCUAGUGUCGUGUCCCCUAGUGUCGUGUCCCCAGGUCCCCCAGUGAUCCUAUGUAUCACAGUGUCUCAAUGCCCCAUGUCUCCCUGUGUCCCCAUGUAUCCCAGGGUCCCCAUGUAACUAGGAAGACGGGAAGACCUGGGGACACGAGGAGACCUAGGGACACGGAGACACCAGUGACACUGGGAGAGUAGGGGACUCUGGCUGGGACACAUGGGGACACUUGAAGACAUGGGGACACAGACACCAUGGACACAGACACUAGAGACACUGGCUGGGGGACAUGGGGGCAUUGGGAGACAUGGGGACAAGGAGACACCAGGGCCACAGACACUAGGGACACUAGCUUGGAGAUAUGGGGACAUUGAGACACUUGAGGCACUGGAAGACAUGGAGGCAAUAGGAAACAUGGGGACAGUGAGACACUGGCAGACUGGGGGCACUGAGACACCAGGGACACUGGCUGGGAGACAUGGGGACACUGUGUCCACAUGUGUCUGUGUCAUAAUGUCUCCCAAUGUCCCUUAGUGUCUCAGUGUCUGCCAUAAUGUCUCCCAGUGUCCCUUAGUGUCUCAGUGUCCCCAUGUCUCCUUGCAGCCUUUUCCCCCAUCCCUUACUUCCCUGAGCUGUAGGCUGUCUCUGCAGGGUGGGAGUUGCUGUCUGGACUUUCUGUAGCUGCACCCCUGCAGAUCAGUGAGUAUAGAUAGGCAGGGAGGGAUAUGCUGGAACUUCCUAUCCCUGCCUGUCUCCACACACAGCGACCCCUACUGGCCAGUGCUGGUAUUGCACAGUAAUCUCUUGUUUAUACUGAGAAAAAUACCAGCAUUUGUAUUGCCAGUAUCACUGCAAUAUUGGCACCAGCCAAGCAGCCUCAAAUACUGGCUGUGCCAAUAAAAUAAAAGCCAGGUGGAAUCCCUAAGAGUAGUGUGUGGAAAAAAUAAAAAUGUAAAAAAAAAUUUUUUUUUUUUUUUUUUUUUAUAAAUCAAUGGGCCUAUUCCAUGGGCCUGGGCCUGGAGCUGCAGCUCCAUCAGCCCCUAUGUUAAUCCGGCCCUGUUCCUUAUAGCAAUGCCCAGUAGGAAGGCUGAGCUAGGUAGCCCACUUACUAUAGCCCACUAUAACAGACAGGCACACAUACAUACAUACAGACACACGUACAAGACACACGUACAAAGACACAUACAGACACACAGACAGGCACACAUACACACACACAUACAAACAGACAGGCACACAUACAUACAGACACACAUACACGCACACAUACAGACACAUACACACAAGACACAUACAUACAAACAGACACACACAUACAAAGACACACACGUAAGACAUACAUAGACACAUACACACAUACAGACAGACACAAGACACACAUACAUACAAAGAUAUACACACACAACACAUACAUACAAAGACAAGAUACACAUACAUACACACAUAUAUACAGACAGACAUACAUACAAAGACACAUACACACACAAGACAUACAAAGACACACACACAAGACAUACAUACAAAGACACAUACACACAAGCAAACACACACAAAAUAUUUUAGUCACCCUCCUGUUUCCUACCUUUUAGGUGCCGGAGGGUGAUAUUCCCAGUGGUCCAGUGGUGGCUCAGGUGGAUGGGAGUCAGAGUUCCCACUCUGACUCCCUCUGCUUCCUCCCGCGUGGUCUGUGUGUUAGCUGGGAGGAGUGACGUGCAGUCACUUCCUCCCAGCUCUAUGAUGGGCCACCCGAUGGACCCCUUGGACGGCGACCCCAGGCCGCAAGUGGUGAUGGCGGUACCCGGUCGCAGGGGUACCGCCGGCUCGUGCCCGCCCAGUCUCUCAAAACGAGGAAAUCCCUACCGCCCACCUGGAAUCCUGAAACGCCCACUAGUGGGCGGUAGGGACCAGGUUGACGACCCAUGCUCUAAACAAAGACCCCUUAAUCUUGUGCCCCCUCUGUGGUUUAUGUAAGCCUGUUGUCCGAUUGUACUUUUACCGACGUCGGUGACUGGUUUAGAGGAACUAGGCCCUGGAGAGCUAAUUUUAUAGCUCUUAACUCCAAGAUGUUUAUAUGGAGGUGACUCUCUUGGUCUGACCAAAUUCCUCUUAUGGCGUUCCGGGCUGUAAAGGCACCACAACCGUGACUUGAGGCAUCUGAUGUCAGAGUGACUGCCACAGGCUGCUCUAACAGGGGACGAGGAAGUGGAAUUUCUGUCUCCAGAAUGGACUUCAUCUCUUCUCUGACCUUCUUGGGGAGAACGAAUUUUGAUUCCCAAUGGCCACCCUGUCUUAGUCGAUUCCCUAAAAACAACUGACUUCUUCUGCAAAGUAAGGGGGAAUUGUCGUAUGCUGGUGUAAAAGCUAUUAAUUUCCCGAUAAUCUUUGCUAGGUCUCUCAAGGACCAACUCUGGUGCCUGAGGGACGAGGUCAGAUGUACCAGUAAUUUGUCCCAUUUGUCUUGAGGGAUUCCUAGAGACAUAAUCCUGGUGUUCAGUAUGAAACCCAGAAAGAGGAUGCUUUGAGUGGGAAUUAAGACUGAUUUCUGCAAAUUUGCUACAAAUCCUAGGUCUUGUAUAAGGGAAGCAAGGUAAUCCCUUUGAGAAGCAAGGACUUCCCCAUCUGGGUGCAUGAGCAGGAUGUCAUCUAGAUAGUACAGACACAUGAAACCUUUUAGUCUGAUAUGAGCUAUCACUGAUUUCAUAAUUCUGGAGAAUGUGUAUGGUGCGUUAGAUAGGCCAAACACCAUAACGGUCCACUGCCACACUUUUCCUUUCCACUGAAACCUGAGAAAACACCUGUGUUUCUUGGCUAUGAGGACUGAAUGGAAUGCAUCUUUUAGGUCUAACUUUAUGCAGAAAAAAGCUUUCUGUACUAAACCUGGAAGAUCUGAUAAACCCUCCAUCCUGAACCUUUUCCUUUUGAUGAAAGCGUUCAAAGACAUUUAGGACCGGUCUCCAGGAACUGUCUGAUUUUGGGAUUGGGAACAGUGGACUGACCCAUCCUGUAAUAGACAUGUCUGUCAACUCUAUCUUCCCUUGACUUAAAGCUAAGGAAAGGGAGGCACUGAGUUUACCUCUCUGUUGGGUGCUAAUUUCUGAACUGGGAACCUUAAAAGUUGUAAACCCCUUUGAAAAAUCUUUAGAACCCAUUUGUCUGAGGAAAUAUCCUUCCAAUUUAGUGGCAUAUGAGGAGGCACACUUACUUGAAUGCAUGGGUUUUCUUUUGGAAGCUGAACCGCCUCUGGAAUGCGCUCCUCUGCCACCGCCCGGGAGCUUGUGUCUUCCACUGAAGUGGCGGUACUGGGCCUGGUGAGAGGCUUCUCGGGAUGCUCCUGCAGCCCUAUAGGGGUGACCCACUGUCCGAAAGGGCUUUUUGUAGCCAGGGACGGACUUCUUGAGUUCUGAAAAGGAUCUCCUUGCCUUGUAACGGCCUUUAACCUCCUGAAUGGACGAGGGACCGAAUAGUUAAGAAUCCUCCAAAUUUGGGAACUCAUGCGAUUUGGGGGCUAGGUCGGACAGACCUGCUGCAUGGAGCCAGCGGGAUCUGCGGAUGUUUGAUAUGUAAUUAAAGGAUUGGCCAAUAAUUAGCACUGCCCUGCCAGACGCUUUUAAAAGAGCCAUCUUAGACGCCAACAGAGAUGAAGCAGAAGGUUUCUGAGCAUUGCCUUAUUUUUCUGCCUUAUCCAGCAUCAGUAAUAGUGGGCCCACAGCAUCAGCAAUUUUGAACUGUAUAUUGCGAAAAGUCUGGUCUGUGGGAUCAGAGGAUACACUGCUCCCUGUGAUAGAUAACAGAGCAGGAUCUACCUCUGGAGCCAUUAAAGCCUGAAUGUCCAGGAUACCAAUGUGGUUCCUAAGGAGAAGGUCAUCCUCCUUAACCAAGGGGGAUUGGAAGGCUAGUUUAGCAAAAUCUCUAACCUCAGAAUCGUGCUCCAUAGCCCAUCUGGAGUGAAAUAAUUUUGAUGGGAGAGUAUUUCCUAGGAGACUUACUCUGGCCAUCUGAACAUUGCUUAGCUUCCCUCGCUCAGUGGAAGCUGCUGAACGAACCACUUCCUCGGAUUCCCAGUCUAUUUCUGGAGAGCCGUAUCUGGAACUGGAACGGCUUUGGGAGGAAGAGUGAGCUUAAUGCUCUAGAAGAUGGAGAGGGACUAUCUAACCUCCAACGAGAUUUGUCCUUUUUCUCUGGAAGGUGUUUCUGAUGCUCAAACGUGGGUCCUGUCCCCUUAAUUUUACGCUUACUCAAACGAGUAUGAGGGGAAGGAGGAGCAUAGAAGUUUUCAUCAGACGAGGAACUGGCGGAAGAGACCAGCCGCCUUCCUUUAUUCUUUUUGCUUAAAACUGGGACGAAAUCCUCAGAAGAUAAAGAGGAUAGAUCCCUGGCAAAGAAAGCUCUCUUAUGGAGCUUUCUAACAUUGAUGGGGCUGCCUUUAAGAGAGGCAUCCACUAAAUCAGUGGCAGACACAAAAAUAGAGUCCUCCAUCAAUGAUGCCAUUUUAAAAAUCUGAGGCAAUCAGGAUUCCCGCGCUCAGCACGGCUCUCCUGAUUACCGGAUUGGCUGAAAUGCUGUUGCUGUGCAGAUGCACAGCGCGAGCAUUUUCAGCUCUGGCAUUUGACUCCGGUGGUUAUGCCUCCCAUAGGACAAAGAAGUUAUAUCAUGUUCCGACUGUAUUUUCUUACCUAGUUUUGUGCCAUCUGAAAAAGCUGACAAAGGACUUUCAAUGCCCACUUCAAAAUUAUUUAUAAAGAGAUUAAAGAUAGGUGGACCUAGGACAGAACCCUUAGCCACUCCACUUACCACUUUGGUCCAAUUAGAAAAUUUCCCAUUUACAACUACUCUCUGUACUCUACCUUUAAGCCAUUGUCUAUCCAAGAAAAAAAAAUUUCAUCUAAACCAACUGAUAGUUAUACUAGUAAUUGUUUGUGUGGACCGGUUUUAAAUCCCUUGGCAAAAUCAAUGUAGAUUACAUCUACUGGAUAACCCUGGUCUGCUCUCUUCUUUUCCACUGCACUUUGUACUUCCCUUAAUGCUCUCCUUCUUUCCAAAUAAUCUGGUCUCUUUUUGCUCUUUCAUCUUUUAUUCUAAUACCCCGUAAUCUACUUUUCAUUGCUCUCUCAACAAUUUUUCCAUAAUUUGUGCCAUUGCACUGUUUACUGCUCAUUGUUCUUGCUCAUUCUUGCUUUUUCAGUUUAAUUUAACUUUCCCCCUUUCAAUACUCCCUCUCUUCAUCAUUCUUUAUCAGUGUUAUAACUCUUUUAUUGUACCACACUUCUAAUUUCAUCUUACUUCCUCCCAUUGCUCCCCUUCCUGCUAUCCCAUUUUCCAUCUAAUCCAUUGCUAUGUCCUGAUAUCCAGUGUCCCCUAUCUUUGCUUCUUCUCUGUCAUAUUUCUAGUUUUCCACUGCAUUGUUCCCUCAGCUAUUCCAGUGAUUGCUCUAUCUCCAUAGCAUUGUUCCCUCAGCUAUCCCAUUGCUUGUUUUACCCCCAUCUGAUUACUUCACUAGCUGUUUCAGUGAUUGUUCUAACUACCUUCUAUUUUAUCUCCGUUCUAUUGAUACCCCUCCACAAACCUGUGUGCUUCCCCUUCAUCGUUUUGUAUUCCCCACUAUUUUUCUCUUCUUCUUUUCAUUAAUACUUUUCCCUUUAAUUGCUUUUUGUUUGUCUGUUUUUUGUUUUUGUGGGGAUGGGUGGAAAGGGAGGAAUCAUUGGGGGGUUAAAAAAAUUAAUACUUUUUUUUUGUGUUUAAAUUCACUUUCCCUAGUGUGCGCUUGUGCUGCUUUGCACUUCCCACUAUGCAUUCAGUCAUGGUGAGAGGAGGGUGUCAUGUCAUUUUACUUCCUCUUCCUACUGCUCAGAGUCUUGAGAAGUGAAGAUACAAAUAGGCAUCAGUGCUGCAGAGCAUCUAAUUCUUAGAGCCCAGUCAUAGCUGGUCUUUUUGCUUACAUCAUUGUCACUUAACUAAUAAAACAAAAACAAAAAAUUUCAGCAGUGAAAAAGUGCAAAAAUAUAUGUAAACAUUUGGGAGAACAAGACUAGUAGACUGCUAAAAUAAAGCAAAGCUAAUAAAGAAACAAGUUCAUACAGCAACCAACAACUCUAAGUUAUACACCAAGAGACAGACUAGUAAUAUAUACUGCAACUCGUCCAGCAGAUUAGCUUUUUAGAAAAAGCAACAAUUGCGCCCUUCUGGGGUAUUUAAUGUAUACCUCGAGUCUGAUGGUUUUGGAGAAUGAUCCUAAUAUAAUUUCUAUAGUGCUGACUAAGAUAUCAAAAGGGCAAUUCCCUUGUCAGCCCAAAAAUAAUAAAGAAUACUAUGCCAUGUUCCAAUCCCCAAGCGAGACAAUAGGCAGUUAAGAAAUCAAGGCACUUUUAUUAAAGAAAAUACAUUACUAAACUCCCUCCAGCACUGGUUACUGUCAGCGGUAAAGUAUAUAAAUCAGCAAUUAAAUCCAGUUGUUCCAAUUAUCUUCUUAAAAAUUCCAUUGUAAGUUAGCAAUAUAAUAGUAACUAGGUAGGAAAUCCUCUUCAGUUCUGUAUCUCUUGCACUGCAGCAGUAGUGUUGUCAUCUACCAAAUAAAGUCUAAAAGAAAGCAAGUGUCUUGUCUUGGUGAGUAUGCUGACACUUCUUGAAAAGGGAAAAGAGAGAAACUAAGCAAAAACAGAGAAACCAAGGGGUUAAUAUGUGUCAGUCCCAAAGGUUCCCUGUAGUUGCAGUGCAACCCAAAAGAAAAUAAUUAAAAACUAACUUUUAAUAAAUUCCUUCUAAAAAUUCAAAAAAUAGAAAAUAACUGAUGGUAUCACAAAAAAUAAUAAAAGAAGGGAAAGAGAGGAGAAAGUACUUGCAGAAUGACUAGGUAGUACCCAGAGCAAGAGAGAGAAAGGGAUUGCCUGAUAGUACUUGAAGACAUCCAGUAAUAGCUAUUGUAAAAGGAGGUCUAAAGUAUAUCUUGCUGAGAAACCUAGUAUAAUAAGUACUAUCUCCUAACUCCCAUGACACUCAGGUUUAGAACGCCUGCCUGAAUGUAAACAGAGUGAAACCUCAAUAGAUGGUAAGCAGAGGUACAAAUCAAAAUAUAAGUAAAAAAAUAAUAAGUAAAGAGAGGGUGGUCUGCUAAGAAUGUCCUGUAAAACGCUCUCCCUCUGAAGAGCCUUUUGGCGAAACGCGCGUCGGGUGUAGUCAGUGAGCGGGUGGUUGGCAUUUGACCGGGGACUAUGCUGCAGCUAGUUUAGAUUUUACAGGACAUUCUUAGCAGACCACCCUCUCUUUACUUAUUAUUUUUUUACUUAUAUUUUGAUUUGUACCUCUGCUUACCUUCUAUUGAGGUUUCACUCUGUUUACAUUCAGGCAGGCGUUCUAAACCUGAGUGUCAUGGGAGUUAGGAGAUAGUACUUAUUAUACUAGGUUUCUCAGCAAGAUAUACUUUAGACCUCCUUUUACAAUAGCUAUUACUGGAUGUCUUCAAGUACUAUCAGGCAAUCCCUUUCUCUCUCUUGCUCUGGGUACUACCUAGUCAUUCUGCAAGUACUUUCUCCUCUCUUUCCCUUCUUUUAUUAUUUUUUGUGAUACCAUCAGUUAUUUUCUAUUUUUUGAAUUUUUAGAAGGAAUUUAUUAAAAGUUAGUUUUUAAUUAUUUUCUUUUGGGUUGCACUGCAACUACAGGGAACCUUUGGGACUGACACAUAUUAACCCCUUGGUUUCUCUGUUUUUGCUUAGUUUCUCUCUUUUCCCUUUUCUAUAGCCACUAGGGGUUACCCCCCAUUUCUCAAUAGCAACCCGAUAUUUGUUGCUUCUGUUCCUAUCUCUCAUUUCCAUUAAAUGCUGACACUUCUUGUCUCCUGUCAGAGCUUACCAUCACACAUUCAACAUGCAUGCUGUUUAAAUUGUGACCUUUUAUUAGAGAAUAUUAUAAAUUAUACUACUAAUGUCUUUCUGCAGUGGUUUGGAAGUGAUUUUGGAAUGUAAAAAAAAUUAAUUAAAUGUGUAAAGAUGACACUCUUAAAGACUAUAACACUAUACCGUUUGGAAUACAAACCCAUAUUCUAAUGCUCCUCUUAUAUUAGUGAUUUGCGGUAAAAACUAAUUUUAAAAUAAAGUUUUUACUUCCAACACAAACUCACUCUGUGCUGCUGGCCUCUCCACCUCAUGCAACUUCAUCAUGGAGGUGUUAUAUUCCCGACAUUCGUCCGAUACAUGGCUUCUCAUAUAGAGUAUUGGGGAUGUGAUGCACAUGCACAGUGAGCACCUCAAAUAUCCAGUUAAAAUCUUCAUAAGAAAUAAAUGAAUUCAUUGUUUUUCUAUGACAGAGUUUAACUCAGUUGUUACAUAGGAAAUGCCUCUAAUGGCUGUCAGUGUGACAGCCACUUGACAUGUUUAACCUUUCAAGGUAAACAUUGCCGUUUCUACAAAAUGCCAAUGUUUUACCUUAAAUGGUUAAAACUACAGGACCACUGCACACAGACCACUUAAGAUGACGUGGUCUAGGUGACAUACUGGUCCUUUAAUUCAACAAAUGGUAUUGUAAAUUCAAGGUGUCUGGAUAUUAAGAAUGCACUAAACUACUUUGGUACUCUUCAAACAUUAAUGCACUGCCUGUUGAUGUAGUCUGCUAAUACAAACAAUGGACACAAAUAUAGUGGCCAUAGGUGCUGCCAGUUGCUAUUAACUGUGCUCUCAAAAUGUAUUUUAUUAUUCAAAAUUCAUGAAACAUUGAAGGGAACAUUUAAAAAUAUAAACAUUGCAUUCAAUACCGUCCAGGAUAGGUAUACCACCCUCUAAAUUAAUCUAAAAUAGUCUUGUGCUAGAACCUAUCCUAAUCAAACCAAAAUAGCCAAGUAACCCAGAAACUCAUCAAUGAAGUUCCGACAAGUGUCCAAAUUUGUCCUUAACUCUUUCAUUAACAAAAUAUGAUACAGUGUCCCAAGUAAUAAUGUAAAGGGUGUGUUUGAAGUGGUAACAGUGGUAGAAGUCUGAUUGUGCAGUGUUUCUGGAGAAACACUGCACAAUCAGACUUAUCUACAAUCCCAACUAACACCAUCAUGGAUACCAAAAAGCUGAUAUAUGCCACAGCAUGUGUAUGUCAGAUUGUGUGCAUGUGAUAUCCAGGAUAUUGUAUAAUUUGCGGCCCCCCAAUAAUACUCGCUUAACAGGGGGGGCUCGGUUGGGUGCUGCAGCCCUUUAAAAGCUCUAUCAGGUCCCUGUAGUAUUGCCCAACUGGGAGGAAGUGACAGCUUGGUACUUGCUCCCAGCUUCAAAGACCGCUAUGCGGAUGGGAGGAAGCUGGAGGCGGCGGUGGCACCACAGGCAGCAUGAUGGCAGAGGAGAAGCUGGAGUGAGCUGCUGCAUGCAUGCAUCAGCAUCAGCCAGCAUCACCAGGACCCCAAGCAAGCCACCCUUCUGGACAGAAAGGGUAAGCUGAAAAUAAAAAAUUAUAACAUUUAUGUGUGUCUCAGUCAGUUUGUUUCUAAAUAUGUGUGUGUGUGUGUGUGUGUGAAUAUGUGCCAGUGUGUAUCUGUAGGUCAGUGUUUGUAGGUCAGUGUAUAUGCCCCUGUGUGUAUGUGCCAAUGUCAGUGUGUGCAUUGAAGUGUGUGUGUGUGCACAAGUGUGUGCAUCUUCUGAUUCAAGGUGUUCAUACAUGUUUGGUGGCUUUGUGUGUUGUUUGAGAACGCUUUAACCCCUUAAGGUAAGAGUGCACCUUCUAGCACCAUUACAACUUCAUGACAGGAGUGUCCCAAUUAAUAAAGUUAAUUGAUUUCCAGUUGUUUUCUUAGUCCAAAGUCUGAGGAAGAUGGGGCUUGUCACCAAAUGCCUUUGUAUGCAAUGAUCUUAAUUUUCCUUCUUUAUGUUAAAAGAGAACGCCUCCAAAGUAUAUAGUAGUAGUAGUGGUGUUUAUAUGGCGCCCAUAUAUUCCAUAGCGCUUAACAAUUAUAGAAAGGGAUAUUUAGAGGCGAAGAAGGCCUUGCUCAAGCAAGCUUAGGUGUCUUGCCCAAGGACACUGAUCUGGUUCUAAGGAAGUCAUGUUUUCGCUGUGAAAUAAAAGAAAUCUCUUCUGUUUGUGUUUAAAGCAAUAUGAAAUCCUUUAGGUAAUAUGCCCCUUUUAUUUUUAAGGUAUAUAUUCUAGUUGGCCAUUGUUAUUAUACAAAUCUUGACUUUUUCAGCUAUAUUUCUCUCCUAUGUUUGUUUGUUUGUUUGGAUGUAUGUUGAUAUCCAUAGUUAUAUACAGGUACUAGUUGUGUUUUGGAUAGAUCUGGGUUAUCUAAUUCUGCUGGACACAUUUAAAUCAGGUACAUACUUUAUUUCUUAUGAUUUUUCCCAGGUAUAUAUUUCCUCAAUAUGUCUUUGGAUGGGAAUACCAUGAGUGUAUAUCAAAUCUAUUUUAAUUUAUAUAUUUCUAUAUUACAUAUACACAUAUCUAUAUUUCUGUUUGUGAUUUGAUAUUUCAAUGAUGAUCCAUUAAGUAUCAUUUUGCACUCAGAAGUAUGUGGUUCAUUCAGCCAAUCCCCAAUCGGUGUUUAUUAUGGGAUAUUAAUUUCCAUUUCUGGGUGAAUCAUACUUUGCUAUUGCCAUACCUAAGAGCACUUUUCCAACUUUUGGGUGGAGACACCCUUCAAGUGCUGUUAAACCAAUUUUUAAACCCCUGUUUAAAGUCCUCCUUGUAAUCUUUGUUUCAGGUGCAUUGUUCACCAUUUCUGUAAGUGGGGUUCAGAGAAACCCCAAAUUCCGAGCUAUAUAUUUCCUUGUUCAGUGGCAUGAAGCUGAUCUGGCUGCUGCGAAAGUUGCACCUAAAGCUGAAACUUUGCCUGUGAAAAAUGACCAGUUUGUUUCAGAGCUCACAGAAUGUUAUUAAAAUGCUAAUUUAAAAGGGGAAAAAAAGUUAAAUAUCUAGCAGUGGCGCAGUCUAAUUGCAAGCAUAAUGAGCUCUGGAAAUGUGAGUGCCCCUGACACACAGAACAUAAACAGCCAGUAAACAGAUCAUUAGUACUCACAUUCAUUUAUUGUGCCGACCUUAACAUGACCCCGGAGUGGGGAGGGUGAGAAGCAGGUGGAUCUGACUGUGACACCCCUCUAGGGGAUGCAGGAAAUGAAGCUAGAAGCUGUUACCAUAGAUACACGUGUGCAGAUGAGGUAACACGCCAACAGGCUGCAGCCUCCGCUGGCGGCUUCUAUCUGUCACCCUCUUAGUGUUUAGGAUUAAAUUAUUCCCAAAUAGAGGAAUUCAGCCCCUCCACAUCCAGACCCCGAGAGGUCAGACUGUGUACAAAGUCACCUUGCAGAGGGUGGCAGAGAGUGAGAGAGCCCUCCUGUCCCUGCCCUGCCGGUGCCACAAAAUGGAAAGUGGCACAGUAUCCCCUGUAGCAGCAGAUCACACAGCAAAGCUAAUUAACAAAAAAUACAAAUUACGACACCCUUCACUUCCACCCAUCUGGUAACGAGAAAGCUUAAUCAGGAGCUGUGUGCGCGGCAGCACUUCUGUGGAGGGGCAAGAAGACGAGACUUGGAUAUUUCUCUAAUAAAUAGAAAUUAUCCGCAUCUCCCUGUCCCCCUCCCCGUGCACUUUACAUGAACCUGUGAUACGCUAGCAAUAGCCCUUCCAGCGCGAGGCUGAUGUGAUUUAGGAGAAUAUUAAAGGCAAUGUGGAGAUUGGAGGCGCCUCUCUCUUAGGGAGAGCUGGAGAAAUCCGCAGCACAGAUGGGUUGAGCAGAUUAAACGUUUCCUUCACAUUGUUUCCAAAUUGUGCUGCAGUGCCUCAGGGAGCGAGUGCGGUCAGAGCACGGCGCACUUUAUAGAGUCAGUAUUAAUGCUUUCUUUUCAUAGGGCCAUCUUAUUAGCAGCAGGUUAGGGUCAGUCCUGGAAGCGGGCAGAAUUCUGCUCAUUUUGUUACUCUCCCCCCCAUCUCUCCUGUUAAAAUCUCUGGUACAGCAUUUUUGUGAUAACUACGUUGCACCGCUUUCUGCUGAGGUGCGUGAUCCUUUAUAGGCGUCUUUCACUAAGUAAGUGUGGUCCAAUGCUUACAACACUCUACAAUACAGUCAUGUCCCUGGUCUUAAUAGAGUUGCUGACACACAAGGAUUAAAACUGAAAAGUGUUGAAGUAACCAUUUUUAUCCCAUUCCACUGGUUUAAUUAAAUCUUUUUUAUAGUUGCAAGGCUACUGCUUGCUACUUACUAUUGAUCUACAACUCCCAUUACCUGCAGUCAGAUGAAGGCUACAGAUAAGGAGAUAAAUACCCCAACAACUGCUGGAUACUCCAGCUAAUAACAGUCACAACCAGUUCAUAGAAGCUUGUCUGACCUCACUUCCACUGAUUAUGGACAAAGCCAGGUAUUCUAUAAGUAUAAAAAUUUGUUGACUAGCCCAAUUGUAUUUUGCUGUUGAUUUUAUAAACCUUUGGAACUCACUGACAUGUUUAUUUAGUAUUUAAGUAAAGCUGUAUCCGUGUUUGGUCAUUACUGUUAGGGUUUUCAAACCUCCUCCUUCAAGCAUUUUCAAGACAGACUCCAUCAUUAAACCAUGGAUCUGACAUGACAUCAGCUCACCUCACGGCUGUAUUGUAGGAAAAGCGCAGAGAGAGAUGUAUUACUGUCAGCAAAUGGCAGGAGGAUAGACAGCGGCUGCAUAUUGUAAUUCAUUCAUUCCUAAACAAUAAUGUAUGACAGGCAGGCACUAAUACUGGCAAUAAGCAAUCAUAAACCAAUAACUGUGAUUGAUUAGGCACCCCUGAACAUAGAUCAACCUCUCAUUGAUCUGGUGCUACAGACAGAUUUACGACUGCCUUGCCUUGGAGCAAGUCUCUUGCAUCUGGGUGCAUAUCAGGCAGUCUGAUACCUGAGUGCUCGAAUGCUUUUCUUUUUGCAAAAAUUUCUAGAUCCUAGGGGUUUGUUCUGUUGCCCCAACAUUUCCUGCCAUCAGUAGAUUAUGCUGCAGAAAUAGAGGGGCAGUUGAGGUGAAAGCUGCAUGCUUGGGGAAACGUGAGGACCCACAGAUCCUGAGCACAGCACAUUUGAGACUGGCUGUGCCAGCACACUCUUCCUUUUAAUAGUUUAAUAAAAAUUAGCAUAAUUAACAAACAUCUGUAUAAUCCAGAGUGGUGCAAUUUGGCAGAGGGAACGGGAGUUUAGAUGUUAUUGCUGGGAGUUUAAUGUUCUUUUAAUUCUUUCUGGCACGCUGCAGUGAGAGAGAUGUUUGGUGCCGAUGGUUGUGUGCCGGAUUUAAUUAGUACGCAUCUCUCUUUUGAUUGUGUGUGUUUCUGAGGCCCUGAGUGGUUCAUACAGUGGGACUGGUUUUAUGACACCUUCCUGUCUUGAUGCUGGCAUCUGUGAAACAGGCAUCAGACAGUGCAGUGUUUUACGUAGGAAGCGGUUUAAAUCACCCACUGAGUGGGGCAACUUCUAAAGUAAAAUAAUGUGCAAAUUAAUUCUUUUCGAAAGAGGUGUGGAAUUUAUUUAUUUCUUUUGCUGCUGGUGUCUGAUUCCAGAGCCUGCAUUAUUUACUUUAAAUAUCCUAUACAAAGGCCUGACAACUGAAAAGUAUUGUUAGAAGACCCACUGACUGCACAUAUCCAAGGAUAAACUAUGCCGGCCAUCUACUUUAAGGAUAUGCUGGUGUAAAUUAAAGCGUACAACUUUCUAUCAGACUGCAAUUAUACACAAGCUAAUCCCAGCAUAAUGUGCAAGGGGCCCACAACAGCUGCCACACACACCACCAUUCCAGAAACUUUUUGCCAGAUCAUGUACCUCCAUGAAGGUUGUGCUGACUAGGUUCUAAAGUGCAAUUGAGAGGCUCAAUGUAAAUGCAGUACCCUGCACACACAGUCUGCCUAGCUGUGUAAAUGUCCUGUUCAGGUAGCCUCUUCACUUGAUGUGCCUUGCUUGGUUUUGUGACAUCAGAGCAGCAUGGUAAAUUAGAAGAAUAGCUCCACUAAUAUGGCUGAACAGAUACCUUAAUUCCAGUGCCAAGGUCACUCAGCGCUGGUUCCGUCUCCUAGUGCACAUGUGCAGUGAGCUCUGUGCGCGCAUUAGGCCUUCCCCCUAGGAGAUCAUUGAAACAAGGAAAACAAGACUCAAUCUUUUUAGCAGAUACAGAUAACUCCCCUUCUUGGCACGCAAACAUGCUUUCAGGUCACACGAGGAUGCUUGGACAAAGACUUUAUGACACAAUGUAAAAAAUAUUGAUAGCAGGGAGUGAGCAGGGAGAGAAGACCACCUGGGGCAAAAAAAAUCCUCCACGCCCCAGGAAGUAAACCUGGUAUUCAGUAUAUCUAACAGAAUCAUUGACUAAUAUAACUGCAGCUUUUGAGCAAAGGUUUGUCCUAUGUACCCACAGUACAGCCAAACUCCCUUCAUUGGGAGAUUGAUUUGUACAAGUUUGGGCACUUCCUGUCCUGCUGAUUUUGGAAGCAAUACUGAUUUAGAUAGAAGGAAUUCUCGGAUUUUGGUAAAUAUCUAAUGAGAUAAAAUUAAACCGUACAACAGGAAUAUAGUGAAGUACCUCUGAUGCACAUGUGUGGAAGAAAAGAAAAUAUACUUGAGCCCUAAGUUAGCUCUACUACAUGUGCCUGGGCAGUACAAUCCCCAUAUGAGGAUAUAUGGUGUAUUAUUUAAUUUGGUGGUGAAUGCUCCAGGGUGUAUGCAAAAUAAACCGAGAACAGGCCCAAAUAUAGUGUAGUAUAUAUAGUUUAUGAAGUAGAAUAAAUAUUUAUGUAGAAAUGCACUCACCAUGUGUGGAGCCCCUAAAUGACUCCCAGAAAGCAUCAUAGAGUGGUACAAUCCCCACUUAAGAGUUAGUUAGCUGAGGUUCUCAUGAUGUUAUAUGUGGAUAAAAUAUAGUGCUCAAUCAGCCUGCUAUCAAUAUUUUUUACAUUUGGUUCAACAGGAAUCCACCCCAAUUCUACACACCAAGUGUGCCAACCACUCCAAUAUCAUUUACAGAGGAAGAUUAUACAGUCCAUGGCCAUAGACAGCAAUAUUGAAGGGGGCAUCAUCAUCCAGACCUAAAUUGAGUACAGGGAAUAUGUUUUAAAGCAACUCAGUGACACUACCUACAGGUAAUUACCAAAAGACCUCACAGUAUCAGUCAUGAACUUCUUCAAUGAGAUACUACAAAAGGGUUAAAAGCACAGCACAUUUCAUUUGGGUUGUUCCAGUUCCUCACCACCAGUCACCCACAUCUCCUGCAAUCUAUUGUAUUCCAUACAAACCUGACAAAAAAAAAUGCCAGGGAGACAUAUGGUCUCAGCCCAAGGGAGGGGUCAUUGUACCUGUAGAGUUUUUGUUUAAGGAACCUAUUGAACAACUUCCCAAUUGCAUAAAAGCCACCAGCAGUCUACUAUUAAACCUCAAGACCAACAAAUUUUCUCACGAUGAUAAAGUCCUUUUGAGUUCCAAAAGGAAUUGAUGCCUAUAUGAUCUAUAUUGAUUAACCCAAAUGUAUAUAAGAGCGUUCUGUCAAAUUCAUUCUCAAAAUGUUGAAGUAAACUGUAACACAAAAUUGCUUUAAGAAACAAAAACAAUUGGCACAUAGUUACAUAGUUACAUAGCUGAAAAGAGACUUGCGUCCAUCAAGUUCAACCUACAUCACAUUUGUUUUUUGCUGUUGAUCCAAAAGAAGGCAAAAAAAAACAGUUUGAAGCACAAUUUUGCAACAAGCUAGGAAGAAAAUUCCUUCUUGACCCCAGAAUGGCAGUCAGAUUUAUCCUUGGAUCAAGAAGUUAUUACCCUACAUUGAAAGAUUAUAUCCUUGAAUAUUCUGUUCUUGCAAGUAUGCAUCUAGUAGCCGUUUGAACUUCUGUAUGGACUCUGAUAAAACCACUUCUUCAGGCAGAGAAUUCCACAUCCUGUACAUCAUGCACCAGUUCUAACAGGAACACAUAUUGGGUCCCGUUGGAGACUCUCACCAUUCAUACCUUUGGUACGUUGAUGAAAUUUUCAAUAUGGAAUAAUGUGUAAGUCCAAAAAAAAUACUUAUCCAAUACAAAUGAACUACAGCUUCCUCUCAGGAUAUUCCAGACAGUAUCCUAUUAUUACUGGUAUUUAUAUACCGCCAGCAUAUUCCGUAGCGCUUUACAUUAUUAUCAGAGGGGGAGAUUUAACAAUAAAUGAGACAAUUACAAAAACUUACUGGAACAAUAGGUAGAAGAGGGCCCUGCUCAAACGAGCUUACAGUCUAUAGGAGGUAGGCAUAAAACACAACAGGACAGGAGGUAGCAAUCAAAUAAGGUGGAGUGAAGCAGAGCUGGAGGAGAGAGAAAUCUUGAUGGUCAUAGGCAGGCUAUUCCAAAGGAAAGGAGCCAUCCGCGAGAAGACCUGCAAGCGUGAGUUGGCUGUAUGGGUGCGGAGAGACCGAGAAGGGGCAUACCUGCAGAUCAGUGAAGAGAUAUAGGAGGGGUUAGAAUUGGUUAGUGCUUUAUAGGUGUGGAUUAGUACCUUGAAUUGACUCCUAUAAGAUACAGGCAGCCAAUGUAAGGACUGACAGGGGGGAGGGGUGUGAGAGGAGUAACAGGAGAGGAAAAUCAUUCUAGCUGCAGCAUUCAUUACAGACUGUAGAGACAGGACGAAGGGAGGAGGUAUCAUUAGAAAAGGAGACAGUGAAUGAGCAUUGGGAAAAUAGCAGGAAAACCAAGAGAGGACAGUGUCACAGAGACAAAGUGAUUGAAGAGUUUGGAGAAGGAGAACAUGGUCAACAGUGUAAAAGGCAGCAGAGAGGUCAAGAAGAAUUAGUAUGGAGCAGUGCUCUUUGGAUUUAGCUGUCAUUAGGUCGUUAGUGACUUUAAUCAGAGCAGUCUCAGUAGAGUGGAGGGGCAGAAGCCAGACUGAAGAGGGUCAAGGAGAGAUUUGGAAUUGAGGAAACCAGUCAGACAGCUAAAGACCAGUCUUUCCAGAAGCUUUGAAAAAAAAAGGAUCAGGGAUAUGGGACCAUAGUUAGAAGGGGAGGAUGGGUCAAGAGAUGUUUUUUAAGAUGGGUACUACAGUAGCAUGUUUAAGGGCAGCAGGGACAACACCAGAAGAGAGAGAGCAGUUGAAAAUGUGUGUUAAGGAAGGCACAAGACAAGAGGAGAGAGCAAGUGGUAGGGCGAGAGGAAAGGAGAAGCGCAGCCACCUCUUGUUCAGUAGCAUGGGAAAAAGUCUGAAGGAUAGGGAAGGCAUGAUCCAGGUGUGGUUGAGAAAUAGAAGGGCAAGGUGGUGAGAAUUCUUUCCUGUUCAAUCUUGUCGGUAAAGCAGCAUGCAAAGCUAUCGGCUGUAAGGUUAGUUUGAGGGAUGGCAACAGCAGGGCAAAGAAGGGAGUUAUUAAAAAGACGCCUGGAAUUGUGGGAGCAUGUGCUAAUGAGGGAGGAAAAGUAUGACUGUUUGGCAAGGGCUGUUCUGUAUGAACGCAACAUGAAUUUGUAGUGGAGGAAGUCUGAUUAGGUACGUGACUUCCUCCAGCAGCGUUCAGCUCAACGGGAGCAUCUCUGCAGGUAGCGUGUUGAUUUAGUGUACCACGGUUGGGGACGUGUUCUCCUCAAGGUUCAUUUUUGGAGCGGGGCUGCAGCGUCCAGGGCAGAGGUGAGGGUAGUGUUAUAUGAGGACAUAGCCAAUGAGGGAUAGGAGAAAGUAGGGAUGGAUAAAAGUUGGAAAUCCAUAUUGGCUGAUAGCUGCUGAAGGUAAAUAUAAUUCAGAUUUCUUCUUAGUUGAGGGGAAUUAGGUUAAGGAUGAUGUGGUAGGGGGCUAUUGAGAGCAAAUGGUAAGAGGUGGUGAUCUGAGAAAGGAAAUGGAGUGUUGCAGAAAUUAGAGAUUGUACAUUCAUGAGAGAAAAUAAGAUCAAGGGUAUUGCCAGCUACAUGGGUGGGUUACUUAGCCCACUGCGACAGCCCAAGGGAGGAGGUCAUUGAAAGUAGUUUUGAAGCUACUGAGGACAAGGGUAUGUUGAAGUCCGCAAGAAUUAGGGAUGGAAUAUUAGAGGAGAGGAAGUAGGGAAGCCAAGCAACAAAAUGGUCAAGGAAGAGGAGAGGGGAACCAGGGGGAUGAUAGAUAACGGCAAUGUUAGCAGAGAUAGGUUUGAAAAGGCGAAUAUAAUGAAUUUUAAAUGGUGAGAAAGAGAGGGAAGAGUGGGUGGGUAGAGGUUUGAAGGAGCAGUGACCAGUGACGUACACAUGACCCAUGGGGCCCCGGUGCGAAAAUUGAUCCGUGCCCCCCCACUCCCCCCACACACACUUAAAGGACCACUACAGACACCCAGAUCACAUCAGCUCAAUGAAGUUGUCUGGGUGUCAGGUCCCUCUAGUUUUAACCCUGCAGCUGAAAACAUAGCAGUUUCAGAGAAACUGUUAUGUUUCACUGAGGGUUAAUCCAGCCUCUAGUGGCUGUCUCACUGACAGCCGCUAGAGGAGCACACUGAAUGUCCAUAGGAAAGCAUUGAGUAAUGCUUUCCUAUGGGCGGUUUCAAUGCGUGCGCGGUCGCAUUCGGAGCUGAGAGGCUGAGGGGUCCCCAGCGCCAAGGGAGUCCGGCACUGGAGAAAGUGCUGAAGACACACACACUCUCACUUACAGACGCAUACACACUAGCUAACAGACACACACAUUUACUGACAGAGACACACUCAGCGACAGACAUACAUACACACUCACUUACAAAACAUACACUCUCUUUGACAAACACAAACUCACUAACAGACAUCAAACAGACUCACUAACACACACUCAGUAAGACACACACAGUAACACACUCACUGACACUCACUAGCAGACACACACACUAACACUAACACUCACUAGCAGACACACACUCUCACUCUGUAACACUCUAACACUCACUCUAACACUAACACAUGUUUGUUUUUGUUUUUUUUAAAUUGAAUCCCCCCAGCCUCCUUACCUUUUGGAGUGCUGGGGGGAUUCCCUGGGGUCCAGUGGUGCUGCUGGGCUCCUGGGCGGGUGGCAGGCGGGCGCGCGAGGGAGCACUCAGUGCUUCCUCUUCAGCUCCCUCGCGCGCCGCGUAGGGAUGCCGGCGCCGGAAGAUGACGUCAUCUUCCGGCUCCGGUAUCAGUGCGGUGCGCAAGGGAGCUGGAGGAAGCACUGAGUGCUCCCUCGCGCGCGCGCCUGCCCGACCGACCGCCCUGGGGUGGUCGGCUCCUGGGCCCCCCAGGAGAAGAGGCUGGCCCUGUGGGUACAUACCGGGUCGCAGGGGCGGCCGGGCCCCCUGGCAGUGACCCUACACCACCACCUUUGCCUUCAGAGUGUCUUGGGUUGUGAGUAAAUUGAAGACCACCAAAGGAUAGAGAGGCAGGGGUAGCAGUGUCAGAGGGAAAGAGCUAUGUUUCAGUUAAGGCUAGUAAGUGUAGGGAACGAGAGAUGAAAAGGUUGUGCACAGCAGUGAAUUUACUAACACUGCAAACAGAGCGUGCAUUCCAGAGGGCAGAAUAGAAGGAGGCUUUAAAGGAAGAGUGACAUGAGAUGGGUAUGAGAUUAUUGUGAUUCCUGGAGUUAACACAUGGUGGGUUAGCGGAGGUGGGACUGGGAUUUGGACAGACAUCGCCAGCUGCUAGAAGCAGAAGGAUAAAAAGUAAGAGCAGGUGGGAGUAGGCUUUAAAGGUUUUGUGAGAGGGUUUGUAUUUAGAGGUUUUAGAAAGGGUUGGUAGAGAUAGGCUGGAAUGGUAUAAGUAGAGUGCAUGGGAUGAAUAGAGAGGGGAGAAAAGUAAAGUGGGGACAAUGAAAAUGGAGGGAUAACAAAGAUUUUGCUAAUUAGAGAGGUGAGAGUGAAAGUAAAAAUAUAAGGGAGAGCAUUCUCUAAGGAGAAUAAAGGAGUUCAUGUUACAAAGAAAGAAAAUUAGGAUUUUUAGUUGUGCAAAAUUAGAUGAGGUGGGAUCUUAAAGUCCCAUGAGAGAUGAGAAGGGUCAGGGGUUGCAGGUAGGGAGUGUGAUAGUUGAGCAGGUGAUGAGGGUUUGAAAGACAUAAUUAGUGUGUUUGGAAAGUCAGGUAAUUUGUGCUAUCUAUAAAUGUAGUGAGUUACUUGGGGAGGGAAGCCAUCCAAAAGAGCUACCUCUGUUUAAGGCUGUAGCUUGUCUUGGUAGCUAUGAGUCCUGGGAGCUAAUGUUCUGUUUUGGACCCACGCUGCAAGAAAGGAUCUGGGUUAGAUCAAACUGCAAAUUAAGGGUGGGGGAGACACAGAUAUUGAGGUGAAAAUGGCAGUUAUUAUUAUUAUUGCCAUUUAUAUAGCGCCAACAGAUUCCGUAGCGCUUUAGUUAAUGAGGAAAAGAAAAAAAAUAACAAAGGAGAAAGUAUUCGAGAUUUAAAGAUACAAGGGUAGGGGACCAGCCGUCCUGUGAGCCCCUGCGACCACGGAUCCUGCCAGUUGAGUAAUGCAGCCCCAGCCCACACGGUAUAACCGCCAGGGACGUAUUGAAGGGGUCCAUCGGGUGGCCCAUGCUGUUAGGGCCACGCGAUGCUAUGUAAUUCCAGGAGGCCCGGUCAGCGUUUUAACAGCGUGACCGGGCCCCCUCUGAUGAUGUCAGAGGCAGAGAGGAAGUGACUGCCCCGGGCACUGCCUCCCAGCAAGCACUGGGAGCCGGGCAGGAGGAAGGAGAGGGAGUCAGAGUGUAUGUAUGUAUGUGUGUGUACCUGUGUGUGUCUCCACAUGUGUAUCUGUUUGGUUGUGUGGGGGGAGGGGGUAACAUAUGGGAGGGGGACGAUAGACAUAUGGGUGGGUGGGAUGGGGGGUUUGAUGUACAGUGGGGGCCCUGGGGCAAUUUUUGGUUUCUAGUUACGCCUCUGAUUGAAUAUGCUGUGCAAUUUUGGGCACCUGUUCUAAAGAAGGAUAUUAUGGCACUAGAAAAAGUGCAGAGGCGGGCUACAAAAUUAAUAAAAGGAAUGGAACAUAUCGGCUAUGAAGAAAGGUUAACAAAUUUAAACCUAUUUAGUUUAGAAAAACGCCGCCUGAGAGGGGAUAUGAUAACAUUAUACAAAUAUAUUCGGGGCCAAUACAAACCAUUGUGUGGAAAUCUAUUCACAAACCGGACUUUACAUAGGACACGAGGCCAUGCGUUUAGACUGGAAGAAAGAAGAUUUCGCCUAAGGCAAAGGAAAGGUUUUUUUUACUGUAAGAAAAGGAUGUGGAAUUCUCUGCCUGAGGAAGUGGUUUUAUCAGAGUCCAUACAGAUGUUCAAACGGCUACUAGAUGCAUACUUGCAAGAACAGAAUAUUCAAGGAUAUAAUCUUUCAAUGUAGGGUAAUAACUGCUUGAUCCAAGGAUAAAUCUGACUUCCAUUCUGUGGUCAAGAAGGAAUUUUUUUCCUAGUUUGUUGCAAAAUUGUGCUUCAAACUGGGUUUUUUUGCCUUCUUUUGGAUCAACAGCAAAAAACAAAUGUGAGGUAGGCUGAACUUGAUGGAUGCAAGUCUCUUUUCAGCUAUGUAACUAUGCAACUAUGUAACUUUGGAUGAUGUCACCACAGUAUGGAAAGCCGGACUCAGGAUAUGUCAGAAAAUAUAAACUGCUUUAUUAUGUAUAUAUAAAAUAAAAUACAAGAAAAACGGUCCUAUGCAUUUUGUCUUGCAAGAGACUUCUUCAGGGACACAAUAAUAAAAUAUAAUAAUAAAAACAAUCCUAAAGCAGCAAAGAAGCAGAACCAUGAUUUCCACCAUCAAUUCCAAGAUUCUACCAGUAAUCGACUACCACAGCACUGAAAGGGUCGAUUUCUUUGAUGUUUGAUGACAUUUUACAGGAAACCAACAGAUAGAAACACCAUAUUGCAUGCCAAUAUUUUCAAUUAGCACCUUCUUAUGGCUUGCCUCCCAUAUUCAAAAUUUCUACAGGAACAACACCAAUUCUGUCAACAAGAACCAACAAAUAAGAACCAUGUGGUACAACUUCAAAUAGCAUGGAUAUAAAAAUAUAGUCCUGCAAGAUGCAUUGUUGAGGCGCUGAGUGAAGGAUUUGACCAAGACUAAAGAUAAUCAUUUUAUUUUUUUCCAACACCUGCAUCGCUGCAAUUGAAUAACAUAAUUACAGAAAAAUUGUGGUUUUCGCCAAUGAUCUUUCAGUCCCUGCUUGCGUCAUAGAAAAACCUAUGUUGUUACCGCAGAGGCAGAAACGUAAGAGAUGUAUUAUGUAUGUAUUCGUACAUACUGAUCUUGUGUAGUGAUAUAACACAUCCAAGCAGUUCUUCCAACCACGGGCAUAUCCAGUGUGUAUGCUGUGCAUAUUUUUUACCAACCCCACAACUGCAAUAAAUUAUUUCUGAAACACAACAAUCCCUGCACUACGGAUUUUGUUAUAUAUAAAUUAGUGUGUCCCUAUAUUGAAGUUCAUCCAAGAAGGGCUGUGGUAACUGCAAAAAACUUUGGAAAAGACAAAUCUCAGUAUAGAAGUAAGCUACAGAAGCUUUUUCAAGAUGUUUGACAUGCAAGUAGGGUGAACAUUGAAUUUUGUAACAAUUUAAAUUUAGGUUUGAACAUGCUUAUUUUAUAAAAAAAAAAAAAAAAUUGUUUCUCCCCUAUACUGUAUAAAAAGAUAGCCUUUUAUUUUAAGGACACAUCUUAAUAUUCCAGUAGUACUGUAUGCUUUGUUUUGUUUUUUUGCUUUGUUAUAGACUUUUGAUAAAUGCACAAUUUGCGAAUAAAGGAAAAUGAAUUUUUCCUUAGGCUUCCCCUAAGGGACACAGUGAAAAUAAUUUAACAUAUACAUAUUAUGAUUUUGUCCCCCUUAACAUUCUUUCUUUCAUUUUUUAUUUGUGUAUGGUUCUUUACAAGUCCAGUUUGUAUACUGCUUUUAUGCUUUAUUUUGUAGCAGGCACCCCUUUUUUCUCCUAGUGGGUAGCCUUUAUUAGCUAGUCACAGGCAGUUUUGCAUACUAGUUGCACAUCCACAGCACAUGAUCCAUUGUUCUCCUAGACAGCUCAGUUUCCUUACAGCAUCAGGUACCAUUAUCUGGUCUGUCUCAUUAUUUGCCUAUGAGCAUGUUUAUUUCUGCCUCUGCCAUUGUUGCUAUUUCCAUCAUUAUGCAAGCCAUUGUGAUUCCUACCCUGAGAAGGGUACCUUCCCUUUGAUGUUGUUAUACAUUUUUUUUUUUUUAUCCAGAAGCAUAUUUUUCUAUUUGCUAUUUUUCUUGACCUUCUUCUGUUUUAUCCCCACAAGGAGUCACUUGCACACAUAAUGGAGAUCGUAGCACUCUAGAAUUACAGCUCAUGCUGUCCACCCAUGAAUCGUACGAUUGCCAUGAUUUGGUUCUUCCGACCUGUCUUUGCUUGGGGUUCAUUCUGUUGUGUGCGUGUUUUUUUAUUAUUAUUAUUUUAAUUUAUUUUUUUAUUUUAGCUCUCACAAUUUGACUUCUGUCUACAAUUACAUUUCAAGGGUUCCAAUACCUCUUAUUCCAACCACUCACCUGAAAAAAUUAGAAAUGUAUAGCUAGACCUACGAUCAAAAAUUGAAUUGGCACAAAUAAUGUGCUCAGGAAUGUCAUAGUAAUUAAUGAUGAUCAAGAUCACAAAAAUCAAUCAAGCCACUGAAAAACAGACACGAAGGAAGCUUUUAUAUGUGAUUUCAGACAGCCCAAAUCUCAGUAUAGAAUUAAGUUACAGAAGCUUCUUCAAGAUGUUUGACAUGCAAGUAGGGUGAACAUUGAAUUUUGUAACAAUUUAAAUUUAGGUUUGAACAUGCUUAUUUUAUAAAAAAAAAAAAAAAAAAUUGUUUCUCCCCUAUACUGUAUAAAUAGAUAGCCUUUUAUUUUAAGGACACAUCUUAAUAUUCCAGUAGUACUGUAUGCUUUGUUUUGUUUUUUUGUUUUGUUAUAGACUUUUGAUAAAUGCACAAUUUGCGAAUAAAGGAAAAUGAUUUUUUUAUGGCAUUUAAAAGAAUGCUAUAAAUAGAAUAUGUAGGUAGUAUUAAAACACAGUGUGAUCUAAACUGUUUGCACAUUAGUUAUUUGUAACUUUAACAUUAUUUUCUAAGCAUUCUUUGAGAGUACAUCAUCUGAUUUUUGUAGAGAAAUAUAGCUGAAUGAUCCAUAUUCGAUGCAUAAGAUGGUUUGGAAAUAGUAUAUUUUACAAUUAUUUUGGGUGCAAGACAAUAAAUAUUUAUAACAUGAUUAAAAUGUUGAGGGGACCAUUGGCAUGUGUGGGUAAUUAUUUUUUUUAUUUUUUUUACUAAUAUAAAAGCGUCUUUGUCACUAUCCGGGAUGUCUGCAUAUUUUGCAAGGAGGCCUAAAUGUUGACUGCUCCGCUGGGUGUUCCGUGGCUGCAGGGUGCAGGGGAUGUUGAGUCUUGCUUAACUAAAUCAUUUCCUUUGUGGAGGACGUCGUGAUCUUCUCACUGGUUCUCUUCAGCUCCUGGUGUUUCAUCUGCCAGUAGCCCACAUUAGUGUUGAACUGCAGGAUCCUCCAUAGACAUAGCCUUUAUCCCCACCAUUUUUUGUCAGGUGUAGGAAAUAUACCAAGACAAAUAAGACCCUUAUUUAUCACUGUAUAUCUUUUGACUGCAUUGAAAUUUUAAUGACGUUCCAACACAGUCAAUGGGAGUAUUUGAUAAAUAUUUGAUCUUUAUGAAAAACAAAUUUUGGAGGGAAUGACAGGGGUGCUUUAACUACAAUAAAAUUAUCGCUUAAAGUCAUACACUCGAAAAGAAUCUACAUGCUCAACACUAAACCGGCCUAGCGUGCACCAGAUAGGAGAGGCAGCUGAUCUCCCAGUCCGGAUUUUCCAUGUAUCUUUCAGCUCCUGGCCCCUCAUCUUUUCCUCUUAACAUAGUUACAUGUUUUAUUGCUUACAAUUGUGCAUCCUUUACUGCUUUUUUUUUUCAUUUGUUUUGCCUGGCUUAUCAUUUUCUUCUCUGAGAACCAUUCUGAUAAUUUUCACAAUGUUCUAUGACUUUUUCUUUUUACCAUAAAUUGUGCAGUUACUUAGGCAUACUCGCAACACAAUAUAUAUCGCUAUUUCUGUCACAACGAGAUGCAAUGUUUAUUGCAGUAAUGUCAUUAUAAUGCAUGACAAAAAUAACAAAUUAAAAAAAUUAAUUAAAACUCAUAAGCUGAGUAGCCCAAGGGAGUAAAGUGGCAGCCAAUUCUGGGUACAAGGUGGAACCAGCACACACCGCAAACACCAUACCAAACGGAGUGCAGGGAAACACUUAAUGUCCUCUGUUAUCUAACUCUGACAUCAACCUCUCAAACAUUACAACUACUUAACUAUAACUGCUUCUAACAUAAUCUAUCCCCCUGCAUGCAGUUACACAAUUGCAUACACUUACUAUACUCAUAGAUUCUAAAAAUACAAUACAUUACAAGCAGAAAUAUGUACGCGCACACACACACACACAUAUAUGUUGUUUGUUGCUCCUGAAGAAAGCCCAGGACGUGGGCUGAAACGUAGAGAUUUUUUGGAAUAACCGAAUAAAGAUGAUUUUUUUUAACUACAAGACCGUGAGUGCUAACCUAUAUUUUAAAUAUUUUUGUAUAUUUUGGCUGUGGCUUUUCAGCACCCGGCAUUCAUUAUUAUGCUUAACAUAGCAGGGUCAAUCUGAGUGCAAGGACUGGUCCAUUUUUAUAUAUACACACACACUGAACAAAAUUAUAAACAUAACGCUUUUGUUUUUGCCCCCAUUUUUCAUGGGGUGAACUCAAAGAUCUAAGACUUUUUCUAUGUACACAAAAGGCCUAUUUCUCUCAAAUAUUGUUCACAAAUCUGUCUAAAUCUUUGCCGAGAUUAUCCAUCCACCUCACAGAUGUGGCAUAUCAAGAUGCUGAUUAGACAGCAUGAUUAUAGCACAGGUGUGCCAUAGGCUGGCCACAAUAAAAGGCCACUCGAAAAUGUGCAGUUUCAUCACACAGCACAAUGCCACAGAUGGCACACGUUUUGAGGGAGCCUGCACUUGGUAUGCUGACUGCAGGAAUGUCCACCAGAGCUGUUGCCCGUGAAUUGAAUGUUAAUUUCUCUGUUAGAAUGUAAGUACAUUUCUUUCUCUACAACACCUACUUUUUAAAAUUUUUAUUUUAUUCUUUAUUUUGUUUGUGCAGAGGAUAAACAUGUGGAUUUGCACUGCCACAAAAGCUGGUGCAACUAGGUUUGUAUUCACACUUAAUCACAUUAAAGAGAGACAUUGCAUUUUUUUUUUUUUUUUAAAGUACCGGUAGUUAAAUAAGCAGGGUUGUAUCCUAAGCUUAUAAAAACAAAGGAAAACAUUAGUUUGGCUCACAGAUAUGUUUCACCUAGUAGUCACAGUGAGAAUAACGGUCAGGCUAGGACAUUGCAUUACAGAACUGAGCUAAACACUCCUAUCCUAGUAUCUGAUUGCACAGGGUUAUGCAUUUAAUAUAGUAGGUCUGGUUCAUGCUGUGAUUUUUAAUUGUGCUACGCUGGGUAAAAGACAAAUAAACAAGAGGAGCUGACUUAAUCACGAAUAAACAAAAACUACACUAAAUACAGGAGUCCACUACUUGGUGAGCGAGACAUGCAAGUGCCUCCUUGAGUUUCGUGCCCUUUUCAUUCGAUUCCCGAUUUACAAGGAGCUUGCUGGGUUGUUGGGUGUAUAUUCUCCGUGGAGAGGUAUGUAUUGGGUGAGUGUCCAGCGGUUCUUCCGUGUAGCAGGUGGCACUUUGUGGAGGUAGGCGAUUCAAAGUCCUUAGUCUUUGCACUCUGGCUAGGUCCCAGUUGGCUGCAGGUUUUGCCUUCAGGGUGUUGGGCCUUGGGUGCUUAGUUGUACCUUGUUUCCUGGGCAUACGCCUUGCAGGUAGAGGGGUUCUCCGGUGAUUCAGCUGUCAUUGCGUCAUGGAGGGCAAGGUGGUCUGAAGUGUGCGUGUAGCUGAUAUCGGUGCCUCCAAGGUGUGUACAUGCUGUUGCCUAGCUUCUAGUUUCGCCCAGUAUUUAGCAAAUAUGCCAUCCAGCUUGCUCAGGGUCGGGGUAUAUAAGGUCUUGGCUGUGGGCGCUGCCAUUUUGGGAGAUGCAUGGCGUUUCUGCGUGCAGUAGCUUUUGCCGCUAUGGAGAAGCGUUGUGUGGUCUCCUGGAACCGGGAUGACCCCUCCGGUCCAGAGGGGGGAGCGGGAGAGUGCUGCUAUGAGGUGCAAGAUGCGGCGUCUGGAGAGCGGACGUCCCUCCGACGCCAGCCAGGCUAGUGGGCCUGAGGAGGGCGGGAUCCGGUGUUCUGGGUCAGGACAGCCCCGAAACUGGUACCAUUUGAGACUCCGGGGUCCCCACCGCGCUGUCAGGCUGGUUUUGCGGUGAUAUGGUUGACAUAGCAUGCGGGAAAAGGCUUAAUUUGCAGGCUUUGGUCAGGAGCUCGCCCUGCAUGCGUCCGCUCAGCCUGCCUGUCAAGCCCCGCCCCCCUACAACACCUACUUUUAAGUACUUACUUUACCAUUGGAGUUUGUUUUUCUCUCAUUUAUACCUACAUAUUCUACACACUGCAUACCUGUGGAGAGUUUCAACAUCACCAAGAUCACAGUAUAUCCUUGAUGGGGAUUAUACCGUCUACGUCAUGGGUUGUUAACCUGGUCCCUACCGCCCACUAGUGUGCGUUUCAGGAUUCCAGUUGGGCGGUAGGGAUUUCCUCAAUUUCAGAGAUUGGGUGGGUGGGUGCGAGCCGGCGGUACCCCUGCGACCGGGUACCGCCGUCACUAUUUGCGGCCCCGGCCCGCGCGGCAAAUCACCGGGGCUGCCGUCCAAGGGGUCCAUUGGGUGGCCCAUGCUGUCAGGUCCACCCAAUGGAUGUGGAUUGUAAGGGGGCUUGGUCAGCGCUGGGUGCUUUAACAGUGCAACUGAGCCCCCUGUUAUUAUAGCACUGCACGUCACUCCUCCCAGCUAACACACAGACCGCGCGGGAGGAAGACCAGGGAGUCAGAGUAGGAACUCUGACUCCCAUCCACCUGAGCCACCAUUGGACCCCAGGGAAAGUCACCCUCCUGCACCUAAAAGGUAGGAAACAGGAGGGUGACUAAAAUAUUUUGUGUGUGUGUCUUUGUAUGUCUUGUGUGUGUGUGUGUCUAUGUAUAUAGGUGUGUAUGUAUGUGUGUCUUGUCUUUGUAUGUGUGUCUUGUGUCUGUCUGUAUGUGUGUAUGUUUCUAUGUAUGUCUUAUGUGUGUGUGCGCAUGUCUGUGUGUGUCUGUAUGUAUGUGUGCCUGUCUGUAUGUAUGUGUCUUGUGUGUGUGUGUGUGUCUGUAUGUGUGCAUGUGUGUGUCUGUAUGUAUAUGUGCCUGUCUGUUUGUAUGUAUGUGUCUUGUGUGUGUGUGUGUGUGUGUGUGUGUGUGUCUGUCUGUAUGUAUGUAUGUAUGUGUGCUUGUCUGUUAUAGUGGGCUAUAGUAAGUGGGCUACCUAGCUCAGCCUUCCUAUUGGGCAAAAAAGGUGUGCAUGUCUGUAUGUAUGUAUGUGUGCCUGUCUGUAUUUGUGUCUGUAUGUGUGUGCCUGUCUGUAUGUAUGUAUGUGUCUUGUGUGUGUGUGUGUGUGUGUGUGUGUGCCUGUCUGUGUGUCUGUAUGUAUGUGUGCCUGUCUGUGUGUCUGUAUGUGUCUUUGUGUGUGUGUCUUGUGUGUGUUUCUGUAUAUAUGUAUGUGUGCCUGUCUGUUAUAGUGGGCUAUAGUAAAUGGGCUACCUAGCUCAGUCUUCCUACUGGGCAUUGCUAUAAGGAAGGUUAAAAAAUAGAAAAAAGGAAAAAAAAAAGUGGGGAGGAGAAUUGAGGAGGGAGAGGAGAUGACGCACAGAUGAGAAAUCAUAUUAUGAGAAAUCAUAUUAUGCGCAAACAGAGAAGUCGUCUGAAUAUCACCAAAAGAGGAGACCUUCGUUUGUUCCUUACGAAAAUCGAACCAGAUAUCAAAUAUUUAGUCUUGCAGCAUCAGCCUCAGAGAUCUCAUUAAUCACUAGUAAAGGUAAUUUCAAUUUACUUUGUUUUCUCAUUAAACUUUAUAAAGUUAAAAACAUUAUAAACAUGCAUUAUGUAUGUACAUUUAUUUUUUUUAAAACACCCUCCUUUCUAAAAAAUAUUCUGCAUUUGCGCGAAAACUGGUGGGCAGUAAGGAAAUUUUUCCAUCAAGAAAGAUGCAUUAGUGGGCGGUAGGUAGAAAAAGGUUGACUACCACUGGUCUACGUGCAUACCAGCAAAGCUCUGAGUUAGCUCUAGCAAAUGAAAGUGUAUUAACAUCUGAAUUUAAGUCAUUUAUUGUUACUUAUUGUGGACACACCAUACAGUGUUGCGCUAUUAUUUUGUCUGUUUUUUUCCUCUGUUUUUGGGGGUUUACGAUAUUGCAUUAUUCAAAGGAUUACUGUAUGUAUAAUUUUAUAUAAUUAGAUUGGGCGCGGUACACUCUGUUUUUUCUGUUGUAUUUUCUAUAUUCACUUGGCCUGGGAAUCCUAAACUGUAUCACUGCUGUCUAUUAUUAGAUCUGUUGGCUUUACAACUGUAGUGACCGCCUAUAUAUCUAUACCAAUUAGUGCAUGUUACAAGGUAUGAAAUCUCAUUGCUUGGCACAGGAAACAGGUAGUAGCAGAAAUGACAAGGAAUUAAUCAGAGAAAAUAUAGUAAGUGUUAAUAGAUAGUUAAUAGUAAGUGAAUUACGGUGCUUCUGGCAAAAUGCCAGUGAAAAUACAAAUGGAAGUUUUGAGUACAUAAUCCAGGUAUUUAGAUUUUUCAUUCUUCUUUCUUCCUAAUUCAAUCUUUUAUAACAAAACCAAUGUCCUCAUCUGUGAUGGGUGAAUUUGGGCAAGUAAUAAUUAACUAUUAUUAUUAUAGAUUUCAGUAUACCUAUAGCAUUUAUUUCUAAAGAUUAUUAGUUAUGUGUUUUUCUACCUGACAGCCCAGGACCUCCAGACACCACAACAACGUCAUUGAGAUGAUGAUGAUGAUGAUGAUGUUAUUGUGGUGCCUGGAUUGUUUUUUACCUUUCUCCAUUGCAAACAUAGUUUGGAAAUUUACAAUAAUAUUUGGCAUCAUGUAAAAUUGGAUAACACAGCACAAAGUGCUAAAUAAAGAGCAUUCACUGUGGAAACCAGUGGAAUGUUUCUGCACUUUUCCACCUAAAAUAGCAUUUGUUUUGCUUCAAUAAAUUUCCUUCAUUGUGACUAGUCAGAAAUUAAUUGAAUUGUUUAACAGCUGCAAGUUUAAGCUAAAAGGGUUACUUCUAGCACAGUGACCUCUUCAGUGUUUUCAAGUGGUCAUGGUGCCUGGAAUCAGUAUGUGCAGCGUUAUGGAGUUUAACCUCUUCGCUGCCAGAGUUGUAAUUCCACCUACAUCAUUGCCUUGUGAUCUAGAUUGAUUUCAGAGCACAGAAGAGCUUUUAUUGACCAGUAAUGAAUGGCUAUUGUGAGUUUCCAAACCAUUUAAUGAACAGUUCCACUUUUUACUUUGGGUGUGCUGGGUGCCACUUCCACUACUAAAAUUUAAGCAGCAGCUUUCCUUAGAUCAGCGUUUUGCAAGAACAAAAUUGGGGUUCCGCUGCGUUUAGCCCAUCGGGUGGCCCAAGCAUUUAGGGCCACCCGAAGGAUAUCGCUAAACAGGGUGUCAGUUAGGCAACGCGGGUGUCCAAGACCGUGACCGGACCCUUGUUGUAUGGGAUGCUGGAGACAGAACGCGCCGGCUGGAGAGAGAGCGGAACAGCGGGGAGUGAGUAGCUGCCAACCUGGCACACCAUCCUUAGCCAGCAGCCUUCAGCACUGAAGGUAGAAAAAAGGUAAGUUAAACAUAUAAACAUGUGUGUUUGUGUACAUGUGUCAGUACACAUGUGUGUGAAUUUGUGUGUGUGUGUAUGUGCCAGUUUGUGUAUCUGUGUGUCAAGGUGUGUGUAUGUGUCACUGAGUAUAUAUGUGUGUGUGUCAUUGUAUUUGCCAGUGUGUGUGUAUGUAUCUGUGUGUCAAGGUAUGUGUAUCUGUGUGUCAGAUACAUACACCUUGACACGCAAUGGCACAUACAAACACAGAUACACACACACACACAGAGAUGCACACUGUGUGUCGAGGAGUGUGUAUUUGUGUGUCAGAUACACACACAGACACACUACAUGGUUCUGGUGAUGACAGUGUCACUUUAAAAAUUUUAUUUUUGUUGCAAAAAAGCCUGGCUGCUAACUUCUUGUGGCUACUAGAUUCAAAGCAAAUUUGUUAAACCCUGGUAUAUGAUAAAUCAGUAUGGGUCAUAUACCCCUUUCAAAUUGGCAUCACAUUCUCACCUAUGUAACUACCAACUCAUAAAAAUGCAAACUAAAAUUAUGUCCCUUUUUUUUGCGCUCACCUAUGCUGGUGUGUGUUUGUUUUCAUAGUUGUCUAGCAUGAAAGCAGAGUACUGGAUUCCAAUGACUUUGUAGCUCCUGCCUUUUUUUAUGCCAACCAUACAGCAUUGUGCGGGCAUAGUGUAAAACUUUACUAACUUUACUAUCUGUAACAUGGGAAUCGCCAAACUGCAAUGCCCAGAAUGCACUGUGACAAGCUCAGGCUGUCUAGUGAUUUUUUUCCAUGGUGCAAAUCUUGUGAACCAAUUUGCCCUACAUCUGGCAGCACUAUUAUUUUCGUGAAUAGUGAUAAACAUGCUGAUAUAAUAGCACAUAUUGGUGAGAGAUACACUGCUGCAAUAGAAUGGUUAGUGCUGAGCAAACAACAUACAGUUGUGCUCAAAAGUUUGCUUACCCUUGGAGAAUUGGUAAUAAAUGUACCAUUUUUAAAGAAAACAUGAGUGAGCAGGCAAAACACUUUUUUUUUUUUUCUUAUGGGAUUCAUAUGCAACUGUAGGUUAUAACAGAAUGUCACAAUCCUAAAAUAAAACAUGGCAACAGAGAAAAAAAUUAAAUGACCCCUGUUCAAAAGUCUGCAUAUCCUUAGAAUAUUUAAUACUGUGUAUUGCCCCCUUUAGAAUCAAUGUCAGCAUUCAGUCUCCCCAGAGUGGCUAGAUGAUAUUAAGGUCAGGAGACUGUGAUGGACACUCCAGAACCUUCACCACUGGAGGGCCAACUUGGCCUUGUGCUUAGGGUCAUUGUCAUGCUGGAAAGUCCAAGUGCGUCCCAUGCGCAGCCAGAAGAAUGCAAAUUGUCAGCUAGUAUUUUCUGAUAACAUAGCUGCAUUCAUCUUGCCAUCAAAUUUCACAAGAGCUCACCCCCCUCCAAAACAUCAGUGAGCUACCAUCAUGCUUCACCGUGGAGAUGGUAUCCUUUUCACUAUAGGCCUUGUUGACCCCUCUCCAAACAUAGCGCUUAUGGUUGUGACGUUGUAUACUUGAAACAACCACUCCUUUUUCCAGAGCAGCCUGUAUUUCUCCUGAGGUUACCUGUGGGUUUUUCUUAGUAUCCUGAAUAAUUCUUCGGGCAGUUGUGGCUGAACUCUCUCUUGGUCUACCUGACCUUGGCUUGGUAUCAAGAGACCCCUGAAUUUUCCACUUCUUAAUAAGUGAUUGAAUAGUACUGACUGGCAUUUUCAAGACUUUGAAUAUCUUUUUACAUCCUUUCCCAUCUUUAUAAAGUUCCAUUACACAGGUCUUUUGACAGUUCUUUUCUACUCCCCAUGGCUCAGUAUCUAGCCUGCUCAGUGCAUCCACAGGAGAGCUAACAAACUCAUUGACUAUUUAUACACAGACACUAAUUGACAUUUUAAAAGACACGGGUGUGGAAAAUUUACUUUUAAUCGCCAUUUAACCUGUGUGUGUGUGUCCCCUUAUGUGUCUGUAACAAUGCCAAACAUUCAAGGGUAUGUAAACUUUCAGUGCCGUUUGGUUCUUUUUUUUUUUAAUUCAUAAUAACAGAAAACAACCAAACAACUAUGUAAUAAUAAAUGACUUCAUAUGAUCAAAAUCCUCCAAUAAAAUACACUUAUUGCAUGAUCAGUCAUAUUUUCAAAGUCAAUGCCAAAAUUUCAAAAUCUUUGCCUGGGUAUGCAAUUUUUUUUAGCACAACUGUAUAUGUAUAUAUGAUAUGGGGGGAAACGCCUUGGGAAAGCAGGUAUGGUAAAUACGUCCAUAAUCGGGCACCGGUUGGAGCAAGCUAUAAGUAAUAUUCUAGGUCUAAGUGCUCGUGAAGCUUUCAUUGGCAACAAUUCUUGUAGUGUGGAAAGACCUAGUAGUGAAACAACUCUUGUUGGAUCUGUAAGUGAUAAAGUAAACCAACAUUUUUAAGACCAAUGUUAACACCCUCCUUAAACCAGGACAAAGAAAUGAAGUUCACUAUCCCUAUAGAACAUUUAGCUCUUUUGAAUCUCUGGCUUUGUAGUCUUCUGUUAUCAGUACACAACCACUGUUGUAAAUACAGGACUGGAGAUCCUGGGGCUAGACAUGGUUGUUGGAGAAUGGGAAUGCAUUGGGGUUUAUUCACUAAACUCUCCAUUGUAACAUCAGAUUAGAUGUUACCACAUACAAAUUUCUAACAUUUUGAAUGAAUGUAAAUGUAUCUCUUGAAAAAUAUUAUCAUUAAUCAGUAUGUUUCUUCUUCUCAGGAAUAUAAUGCUUACGGCUGGUGGGUCGGAGAACUGGAUGGCGCCAUUGGUAUUGUACCAAAAGACUACCUGACAACAGCCUUUGAGCUAGAGUGAAUAUGAAGAAGAUUUUGACUACUGAUUCCAUAUUGUCUUGCGUUGUAAGAGCAAUUUGUUCAUGUGAGAAGUUAAAUGUAGAGAGAUUUAAAAAAAAAAAAUGCAAUAUACAAUACAUGUUUAGUUUGUGAUUAUGCAACAUUUAAAAAAUAAAAUAACUGCAAUAUUCAAAAGCC